AUUAAACUCAUUUUUACAUAUGCCACAAAAGAAGUUCAUUUCAUGUACCCGGUUCUAAAAUCACCUAUUUCAAUGCAAACUUUAAACCAUUUACCCUGAAUACAAACCACACAUCACCUCCGUUUACCUUGAUAAAUAAUGCACUCACAUCUCGACCUUUACCUUGGUAUACAGUGAACACACACCAAUGAGCUGAGCUGCGGAAGGGAGGGGUUAGUGCACCUGGAGCACUGAGGUCUGCCCUCCUCCCUUUUUUUUCCACUGACAUGAAGAAUUUAGAACCAGGAAGUGCUACCUCCCUCCUCCUCUUUGCUUUCACAUCCAGCUUCUGCUUUUUGUUUAUUUUCAAUGUCUUUUGUGACUCUCUGCCAAUCCAGGUCACACUGGCUCCACUCACAACUUGGUAUUUGAAGAGACCCUUUAUCACUGUUACUCUUUGAUCUGGCUCCUUGCAAACAGUAGCCAGCAGAUCUUGACCACUGGGAGGAUUAAGAAAACAAGCUUCCCACGACUGCUUUCCUUCUGACCUGUCUGGGGCUGAUUAUUUGAAAUCCUCCAAUGUGUUUGAAACCUGGAUCCUAGGCAUGUCCGAUUAGGUAAGUGAACUAAUUCAUGAAAAUCAACAAAAAGUAAUGUAUUGAUUUGCAAUGCAAUUUAUGCACCAUGCCAAGCUUGCCAUUAUUUAAUUCCAAACACCACCACCAGUUACAUUGCCAAAAUAUUGACCUAGAGCUUUGAUCUCUGCAUUAGUUUUUAAGACAGUUUUCCUUAUAUAAAGUAAUACUUUUGUUAUCCUUUUUUUAUUUUAUUUUUUUAAAAUAUAUAUUCUAUAGUAUGUACACUAUUUUGUAGCCAUGCAUUGGAAUUUUGAUUCACUAAAGGGACACUAUAGUCACCCAGACCACUUCAACUCAAUGAAGUGGUCUGGGUGCCAGGUCCCCCAGGUUUUCACCCUUCAGAUGUAAACUGCUAUGUUUACAUUGCAGGGUUAAUCCAACCUCUAGUGGCUGUCUUCCUGACAGCCACUAGAGGCGCUUCUGCGACGCUGGAUGCGAAACAGCGUGUAGAACGUCCAUAGGAAAGCAGUGAGAAAUGCUUUCCUAUGGACUGUUUGAAUGCGCGCGCGGCACUCAGGAGCUGAUGUCAGCAGGGGAGGAGAGGUCACCAGCGCCGAGGGAGCCCGGCGAUGGAUUAAUGUAAGUGCCACGAGAGGGGGGCCCUGAGGGUUGGGGGGUCCUAAGGAUGUUAUAGUGAUCCUUUAAACAUGUUUGCUGUCUUGUUACACAAUGUCAACCCAAUGCAAUCAAAAGAUACAAGGCAAAAUAGUGGCUAUUUUUGUCAUGUGUACAAGCUUGAAGGUGACAAAACUUGACAAAGGCGGAGCUUCUGCAAUCAGGUUUUGACAACUCCAAUAACCAUUGCUAUCACCAAAUUUGGAAAACCGAUAACUUAAAAGUCAUAAAAGUCAUAAAAGUUUGUCUAUGGAAGGACUUCUGGAAUCUGCCAUAGACUUUCCACUAAGUGGGGAUGUCGCCUUCGCGAGUCUUAUCAAAAUAUGCAAAGACCCCCAAAUAUGACAGAGCCACUUUAAGGAUCUUCCUUUGCAAUGCAAGCAAUAAUAUUGUUUUCAGAGUUCUUGGGGUAUAGCCUUUAAAUGUUUAUCUUCAAACCGUUGAGUUUGAAAUGCAGAUUAUUGUUUGCGCAAUGCUGUAAAUAAUAUUUAUUUAAAAAAGAGCUUAGAGCACUGUUCAUAAUGAUGCUGGUUUAAAUAGCUUUCAGCUAAGGUUGAGGUAGGGGGCACUUAUAGUUAUGGACUACUCUCUUUAGUUUGUUGGGUACAUGCUUCUACUUGAGCGCAAUGGGGACUUACUGCUUGCCACAGGAUGAGCAACAGUGGUGGAGUAUUAUAUAGCAGCAUGGCAUUAAUGCGUCUUUUAAACUGCAUAGGUACUGCGGUAUCCUAUCUUCUUCUUUCUGGCCACGUAAAAGUAAUGUGAGUUACUGUCUAGGUAAGGACUCAUGGGAGUUACAGUCCCCAGCAUUUCUAGUGUCCGCAAGUAAUCUUGUGUUCCAGAGCACUAAAUUUAUGGAUUACUGCUUGAUACAAUAUAAUUAAUAUAAUAGACCCCAUUAUAAACUGUGACAACACUUACUCUCCAUCCAGCCAUUUUUAACGUGCUUUUUUAUUGGGGACAUUUUGAGUGAAUGAGUCAUCUAAGCUUAUAUAAAGAUCUGCGAAAACCGUCCUAACCACACACCAAACCGGCUUCAGUUUAGGACAAAUUUACACUAGAAAGUAUGUGCCAGAAUUUUUCCAUCAAUUCUGAUUUAAGAUUUUUCACAUCCCGUAUACGUACACUGGAGUGUGGCCCCAACUUGAAACUGUGUUAAACUGGUCAACGCAUGUUAAAGGGAAACUGUCACUACUUAUCUGGCCCUCUGCUACGAUCUCCAUAACUAAUUUACCCUUCAGGGCAAUCCUCCUCCCUGAUGCCAUCGUCAAUUUACUAUGGCUGGAGAGAUGUUCAGUGGGAGGUCUUCUGCUCGCCUUGUCUUUCAAUACCUUGCCAUUGAGUGUCUGCCAAGGACAGAAGGGAGCAAAAACUAUUAUAAAAAAGGUUUUUAUCCCAUUCUAUACAUUUGUUAGCACAAUAUACAGACAUAAAUGUCAUGCUCUAAAUCUAAUGAGCAUAUGUUAUUUGAGGCAUGACCGAUUUAUUUUAACACAAUGGGAAAAUGUGUUUUGUUUUGUUUUUUUCUAAACAAAUCGCAUCCACUUCUGGUUCUUACAAACAUCUUAUUACAGCAUAACUCCUAAGUGUCCCCAUUUAAGAGGGACAGUCUCUGUUUGAGGCCCAAAUCACUCUCUCCUCUACAGCAAUAAUACUCCCAGUAAUGUCUUUUUAAUGUGUUUAUAAAUGUGUCUGUGUAAAUAUUAUACAUUGUUCUUGUUAUAAAUUGUAUUUUAGUUGUAUAAAUUAUUAGAAAGUAACCUAAACCUUCUCAGAACAGCGACCCCCACCCCUUCCCUCCCCCCAAUUAAAGUGUCCCUCAUUUGCUAUGUUGGGGGUAUAUUAUAGGGUUACUUACUAAAUUUCAAAGUCAUUUUUAAAUGUUAGCUGAAUCUAGCUGUUUUCUCAAGCAUCUAUUGUAUGUGUUGUUGUUUUACCAUAUAAUUAGGCCACAGGUCACAGUGAUAAAACAAAAAGGAUGUAAGGAUCCUUUGGUGACGUAUUGCGAGAAAAUUUCUGAGUUUGAAACUAGUUGGGCUACUAAUUAGUUUGAAAAUAGGACUUCAUUGAAUAACAUAGCCUUCUUCCUCUGAGUAAGCAUACCCCAUGGAGUUCUUUGUGGACAAGAGUAUUCUGGAAGAACCAGAAAAUCCAGGUAAAUAGAGUUCUACAAUAGGACUGGUAAAUCAUUAGGGAUGUAUCAGAUUAGUAUGAUUGUAAAUUCUUUGGAUGCAUGACCUUGUUAUACGUAACUUAUAAUUAACAUGAAUAAGCAUAGUGGGGGUUUCAUUCAUUCAUGCCUACACUGUGGCAGCGAUAAAGUUAUAAAGAAAUUACGCAUUUAAAAAUAUUGUUCUAGUCUAUAUUUAGAUAUUGAGGUACACGUUUGCCAAGUUUUGAUUCUAUAAUGGUACAAGCAAAGAAAUGAUUCCAUACGACAAAUAAACUGGUAGGUAGUAUUUUUCAGAUUCAUUGUACCAGGAAUGGCUGCUACUUUUGGUUCUCAAAAUUUUUUUAUUAGCAAAUCAGGUACUCUAAAGAAGUGACACACCCCACACCCCAGCUGUGUUAACUACAUCUCAACAAGUAUUUUUAGGCAAGCAAAAGCAUAGUUGAUAGAAGGGAGCUAGAUCAAUGGUGGAACUAAUGUACAGAAGGCCAUCGUGCAAGAAAUGUUUUUGCCCUCCCCCCCUCGCAAGGGUGGCCAGAAGGUAAAUUCCCAUCUGUCGUACAACACCCACGAUGCAAUGCCAGCUGGGCAUCUACCAUUUUCCCAUCCUUGCUAGGUUGUAUUUGUGAGCAGUGUUUGUACGUUUUAAAUGUAAUUAUGUUUUCCUAUGGAGUACGUGUGUGUAUACAUAUAGAGGUGUAUUUGUAUUUGCCAUUGGAAUGCAACAUUAUUCUAUGUAAUGUUUGAGUACAGGGGUGUGUUUGUAUGUAGUUUUGGCUUUUAAAGGAAUACUAUAGUGUCAGUAACACAAACGUAUUCCUGUCACUAUAGUUCUAAAAGCACUGUUUAGGCCCCUUUGCCCCCGUUAAAGGUGUAAAACUCGCCUACUUUCCAGCACCACCUGUGUCUCAUCAUAUUUGAUGAUAUCAGCCAAUCCAAUGGUUCCCCAUAGGCUACUGCACCAAUCAGCAUCUCCUCAUAGAUAUGUAUUGAAUGUGGAACGUUAAGCACCUCCAUGCAGAGUGUGUAGACUCUCAAUGUCAGUGCUGCAAUGACCGAGGAAUUGCCUCUAGUGGCCGUCUAAGUGACAGUGUUUACAUUAAAAAGCCUGCAGGGACAUACUAUACACACCAGAACAUCUACAUUAAGCUGGAGUUGUUUUGGUGACUAUAGUGUCCCUUUAUAUGCAGGCAUACUUUUGUGUGUAGUAUUGGUGUUUUGAAUGUACAGGUGUUUUUGUAUAGAAUUUUGGUGUUUAGCUGCAGGAGUGUGUUUGUAUGUAAUGUUUGUGUUUGAAUGCUGGGAUGUAUGCACAUAUACACAUAAGCUGACAUACAUACUCAGAUACACACUGACACAUACUCAAAUAUACAUACACUGACACACAGAUACACAUACCAACACACACACUGAGAAACACAUAGAUACGCACAAACACAUUGAUACUGACACAUAGAUAAAUACACACAUACAUGUAAUAACGUUUAUAUUUUUUGUCGACCUCCUGUUAACAUGAAUUUUUUUAAGUGCAGGACAGUGGCUUCCUACUGGUGUCCGAGGCUGAUGGGAGUGUGGGGCUGGCUGGAGCAGGCCCACUCCUUGCUUCUUUGUGGGAGGAAGUGACUGGCUCUUACUUCCUCCCAGCGAUCGAUACUACAGGCUCAAUUCAAUCCUUUUAAAGGGCCAUGGUGCCUGACUGUUCUGCAAUAUCCAUCGGGUGGCCUUAAAGGGACACUAUAGUCACCAGAACAACUACAGCUUAUUGAAUUUGUUCUGGUGAGUAGAAUCACUACCUUCAAGAUUUUUUCUGUAAACACUGUCUUUUCAGAGAAAAUUCAGUAUUUACAUUACAGCAGGGCUGUCCAACAUGCGGCCCCCCAGAUGUUGCUGAACUACAACUCCCAUGCUUCCCUGGCUAUCUGUUUCAUUGAAAGAAUCGUGGGAAUUGUAGUUCAGCAACAUCUGGGGGACCGCAGGUUGGACAGCCCUGAAUUACAGCCUAGUGAUAACUUCACUUGCCACUCCUCAGAUAGCUGUUAGAGAUCCUUCCUGGGUCAUGGCUGCCUCAAAUGCAUCCAAACAUUCAGUAUCUCCUCCCUCUGCAUGCAGACACUGAACUUUCCUCAUAGAGAUUUAUUGAUUCAAUUCAUCUCUUUGAGGAAAUGCUGAUUGGCCAGGGCUGUGUUUGAAUUGUGCUGGCUCUGCCCUGACCUGCCUCCUUGUCAGUCUCAAUUCUCUGGGGAAGCAUUGUGAUUGGAUCAGGCCGCCACUUCUGAUAACGUCAGAGGUCAGAGAAAGUUCAGAGGCAGCAGCUUUAGACUUGAAUACAAGUAAGAUUGUACUAUCUUUAGGAAGGCCAAGGGGGCUAGGUAGUGGUUUUAACACUAUAGGGUCAGGAAUACAUGUUUGUGUUCCUGACCCUAUAGUGCACCUUUAAGUGAAGUUCCACCGCUCAGCUACAUGGAUAUGUGUGUGUGUGUGUAUAUAUGUUUUGAUUAGAUUGAGCAUGCAUUAAUAUCUAUACACUGUGCUAGCAGUUUUGCUUACAAAUGUAUAGAUUAGGAGGAAAAUAUAUUUAAAAAUAGGCUUUUCUGCCAGCUGGUAGUCUAUGCCUCCGCGUACCAAAGCAUUGACUGACAAGGGCGAGCAGGAAAGACCUCCCACAGGCGGUCCUUCUUCUCUCCUAAGCAUAGCAACCACAGUGAAUGUAAUUCUGUGUAUAGAAAUAUUUACAAAAGUGACAUUAGCCAGCAUGGAACUCUUGUUCCAGGCUGGCCAAAUACUCCCUAAUGACACUGCCGGAAGUGGAGUUAAACCUGCUGACUCCAGCCAACAUAACCACUUCGAAUCACUGAAGUUGUCAUGAUACUUCUUGUGACAAACGACCCGUGGUCUGGUCGUUUGCCACGAGCUCCUGGAGAAGCCUGCUUGCCAGCCUCCUGCCUCAGGACUAUGGGCCCUGCAAUAAACUUUGCCCAAUGCACUUUAAAAGGUUCUGUUCAUGUGAUUUAUGUACGUUUGUACUCCAGAAAGAGAGACCAACCGUUAGUCCUGAUUCCCUGGAACUGUUUUGGGCAUAGGACCAUGUGCAAAUUAGCUUACCCACGUGUGAUUUCGCUCUAACUGUAUUGUGAUGUGAUAUAUAUAUAUAUAUAUAUAUAUAUAUAUAUAUAUAUAUAUAUAUAUAAUUUUUUAUUUUUUUUAAAUACACGUAGAAUCUUCUUUUAAUGCUCCGGUGCUGUCUUUUAAUGCUCCGGUGCUGUCUCCAACCAAAUUGUAUACAAUACCAGUAGAGAGCACUCAGGAGUCUUUCAAGGUAAAUCUCAUCUGUUGCUUUAUUGAGCAAUUACAAAUUCACACAACGUUUCAGUCGACGUUUCAGACUGUAAAAAACUUGAAAGACUCCUGAGUGCUCUCUACUGGUAUCGUGUGUAUGUGUGUGUGUAUAUGUAUAUGUGUGUGUGUGUAUAUAUAUAUAUAUAUAUAUAUAUAUAUAUAUAUAUAUAUAUAUAUAUAUAUAUAUAUAUAUAUAUAUAUAUAUAAUAUAUUUCUACGUAUAUAUUUAUGUAAUAAUGUUACAUAAUUAGGUCAUUUUAUUAAUUACAACCUGCAGGACCUGCCUGACAACCCAGGCCAAAAGUCCAGGGAAUUUACUUUGCAAGCCCUAUAUUUAACCCUGUAACUUUCCAAGACACCAUAAAACUUGUACAUGGGGGGUGGGGUACUGUCUUACUCGGAAGACUUCGCUGAACACAUAUUAGUGUUUCAAAACCGUAAAAUGUAUUACAACGAUGAUAUUGUCAGUGAAAGGGACAUUUUUUGCAUUUUUCACACACAAAUGGCACUUACACGGACGAUCUUGUUGUGAUACGUUUUACUGUUUUGAAACACUAAUAUUUGUCUCCUGAGUAUAACAGUACCCCUCAUGUACAGGUUUUAUGGUGUUUUCAAAAGUUACAGUGUCAAAUAUAAGACUUGCAUUUCAGUUUUUUCACGUUGAAAUUCGCCAGAUUGGUUACGUUGCCUUUGAGACCGUAUGGUAGCCCAGGAAUGAAAAUUACCACCAUGGUGGCAUACCAUUUGCAAUAGUAAACAACCCAAGGUAUUGCAAAUGGGGUAUGUCCAGUCUUUUUUAGUAGCCACUUGGUCACAAACACUGGCCAAAAUUGAUGUUCAUAUUAGUUUUUUUGCAUUUUUCACACACAAACAAAUAUAAACACUAACAUUGGCCAGUGUUUGUGACCAAUGGGGGUAAUUCUCAUUCCUGGGCUACCACACGGUCUCAAAGGAAACGUAACCAAUCUGGCAAAUUUCAAUGUGAAAAAAUGGAAAAAUGUGACAUGCUUUAUUUGACCGUGUAACUUCCCAAAACACCAUAAAACCUGUACAUAGGGGGUACUGUUUUACACGCGAGACAUCGCUGAAUACAAAUGUGUAUUUUAUUGUAGUAAAAGCUAACAGUAUUAUGACAUUCACAGCUAAAAUGUCACAUAAACAAAAAAUUUUUUUUUUAAUUCUUAUUUUCUCCCAUUUUUAAAUAUUUUAUUCAAAUUAAAUUAUGUUUCAUACCUUAAUAUUUGAUGUUAAAUGAAAGCAUUCCAGUUCAGAGAUUCCACUGUAUAAGGUCCAGAAGAUCCACAAAGCGUCACUUUUAAUAAAAUUUACGGAAUGAAUGCAUCCAGCAAGAUGCACAUUUACAAAUUAUCAUUCACUUGCUUUCAUGUGAAUGAUAAUUUUAAGUACUAAAUAAUUUUUUAAAAAACGUGCUAGCCAGCCUUCACAUUACAAAAGCGAAAAAUGUAAAAGUGCUUAAAAAUCAUAUGAUGGUAAAAAAAACUAUACCUACCGGUAUAUUACUAUAAUGGAGGUAUAUUACCUCCAUAUGCUCCACCGUGCCAUGCAGGCCGAUGGAGGGCAUGUGUGCUAUAUGUUUAAACCUAGCCACUGGGCAGCUAUCGCUCGAAAAGGUCCAAUCCUGUAGGGAUGGGAACUGUGAAAUAAUGGAAAGGAACAUAGUCCAUCACCUGUAGCAGUUGGAUGGUGGCUAUUCUAAUACUUAUGGGGAGGCAAGUGGAGACCCAAAUAUCAAUGUUCAUGGAGGGAGGACCGAAUGUAAAAAAAAAAAAAAAAAAAAAACCUGGUCAAGCUUAGUUACCAUGGGUGCCUGAAAACAUCUGCACAACCCCCUCUCCCCCACCUCCCCCCAUACAGCAGUUGGAAUGAUAGGUGAUGUUGAUUCUCUCCACUGUUGCACAAAUGUAUGUGUCUGUCUGUCUAAGAUAGAGGCACCUACAACCUUACUGUGUAUUAUGUACUCUAGUCAUUAUAUUCAGGGCCGCACAACUUGUCCUAAUAUAAAUAAGCGAUAACAGUGUGUAUGUUGGAUACCACAUAGUUUGACCAUGACAUGUAGGGCACUUGGGAGCAUUAGUUCCACAUAGGUGAGCCAUCUUGGAGAAAACAGACAUAAUCUUCAGGUAAACAUCAGUUUUAAUCUGUACAUUUGCUAUUGAUUUAAAAUGACUUUCAUUUCACUGGGGAUGUGUGGGGACAGUGCAUGUGACAAACACAGGGGGAUUUUAAGUUUCCUCUCACUCAGAUGCUGACCAAAUCACACACUUGCAAAGUCUCAAACCCAGAUUUACAUUUCGUGCUGGCUGAUGUAAUACUUUUCAUGAGUCAUUGCAGGACUCCUUGCUGCAAGUUCCAGAACCAUGGCAAGUUGUGCAAUAUUUCACUAAACAAAGCCCCUAUUAGAGGUUGUGGUGUCCAGCAAUCUACACAAGGCAGCAACAAUAAGCCAUCACCUGGUGUCACUGGGCAAAAUUAUUAAUGCCAUUGGGUGACCAGACCUACAUAGAACAUCUGUCACCAAAACACAUGGGACUUGGGCAAUUAGGUGAGAUACGAUAAUUAUGUGAAAUCAUUGUAAACUAGGGCCCUGCAAAUUCCAGUUUUUUUUUUUUUUUUCUUCAAAUUCUGAAUCAAAUUAGGGUAAAAAGUCUGGAAUAGAAUACUGUGUAAUUGUAUUGGCAUGACCUGAAGUCUUGCUGGAUUUCCUCUAACACUUCUCUAGAAGAGAAGCAACUCUAUUUUAUCGGACAUGCCUGGGGCACAUUUUCUCUAUUAUUAAAACCCUACAGGGAUUUUAUAACUCAUGAUUUGGUAAGAAUAAACAGGGACAAAUCAGAAUACAUUUUCCAUAGAUUAGGUUAUAUAAAUCGAAACAUAACUAUUAUAGCAUAAAAACAAAUACCAAAAACUUGAUUUCAUUUUCAGGAUUUUGGGAAUACCUCAUACUAGCAUUUCAUUCUCAUAUUUGGUUGUGAUAAUUUAUGGAAAAAAGUGCAUCAGAUAUUAGAAUUUAACUGUUCUGUGUCCAGGUGGGGUCUAGCACCCUCAAGGUGACUGCAUACGUGAACAACAUGAUAUUCUUCAUCACUACACCUGAAACAACGCUCCCUGGCAUUGUGAGGGAGGUCUGGCAAAACUGGGCCCUUUCUAACUCUUAAGAUCAUCUUCUCCAAAUCCAGGCUCCUAAGUAUCAGCUAGAGGUCAGUUCCAAUGCUUCAGUUUCACAUUUCAGUAGUCAGAUCAGACAAUUAAAUAAUUGGUAGGUGUGGCUAACCCAGGGAUCUUUCACAGCUAUAAUGAGCCAAUUUCCUACCAAUGCUUAACUCCUUCUGAUUGGAAUUUCCCUCACAUAUCUUGGCUGGGCCUUAUUGCAGUGACAUCUUACCACGUUUUCUCUACCUCUUCCAAACGCUCCCAAUACAAAUCCCACAUGCAUACUUUGCAUGCCUCCAAUACUUAUUGAUUAGGAACAAAUGGGGCUCUAGAAAGCCAAGGCUGAGGUUUCAGGUUCUGACAAUGCCCAAGACGGAGGGGGUACUAGCACUGCCGACCUCCAACUAGAUUACCAAUCCUCUCACUUACGAGUAGUGGAUUCUAUCAAGUAAGGUGUGCAUAAAUUAUGGAAAAGAUGCACCACCACUCCUUAACCUCUGGUACACCAAUAUAGAGGAAUUAAGAUAAUUAGAGGAAAUAAACCUUGCAGCUAUGGGCAAAUCUUAAACAUACACCGAAAUGUGGGCACAGUGGCUGAUCUCAGCCGACAAGGAAGAAUUCCAGCAAUUACUAAUCUUUAGGUGAUGAGCAAGGAGUCACCAGCUAGGGGGGAGGUGAAAGUUCUGCCUGGGUGGGUGGAGGUCCUGGGUCGCCAGGCGAUGGUGAGACUGGGUGUGGAAGGGGAUGUGAUGAAGGAUCCUACACACCGGCACUGAGUUGGAGAUGCCAAGGAGGGAUGGGUUUAUCCCAAGCAAUAUUCACCUGAUGCCUGGGAGAAACUGAGACAAAUACUGUAACUUAACUUUUGUGAUUCUGUUUUGUACUUUCAGAAUAUUUAUGUUUACAAACUGGACUUGAAUUAUUUGCCAUGCAAUACAGUUGUUUGGGACUUACUGAUGUGAUUUCCAUUAACUAUGCACUAUUUAACGGAGACCUCAGAGUUUCAUAUCACCCAGCUAUAUAAUCUGAUUUUUAGGUCCUUACCAAACUUAAAGGAUCAAUAUAGGGUCAGGAUCAUAAACAUGUAUUCCUGACCCUAUAGUGAAAACCCACCAUUUAGGUGGCUUGCCCCCCAUCCUACCCCCCAAGCCCCUCUGAAUGGAUUAAAAUCUUAUUUACGGGUCUGCCGGUGCUGGCCCCGUCCCCUUGGUGACUUUUUCAAAAGUGCAGAUAUUUAGCCAAUUCAAUGCUUUCGCAUGGGGAAAGCAUUGGAUUGGCUAAAAUCAGCAAGAGGGCCGGACCAAACACCGGUUUGGCCAAUCAGCACCUCUUCAUAGAGAUGCAUUGGAUCAAUCCAUCUCUAUGAGGAAAAUUCAGCAUCUCUGAAAAGGCAGUGUUUUAAUAAAAAUGCCUGAAUGGAGCUAUUAUACUCACCAGCUGUAGUUGUUCUGGUGACUAUAGUGUCCCUUUAAGUACCUGCGCAUCCCAUUGUGUUACAUUUUUUGGAAACCUUUUGAAAGCCAGGAUUAAAAAUAUUUGCAAAAAAAAACCUGUUCUUGAAAUUGGUAUGCAUUUUUUAAAAAGAAGACCUUCCACCUGAGAUUUCUAUCUUGCUAAUUUUGGGCGUUUGACAUUUUUUUUAUACUGACAUUUGAUAAAUGUUCUGAAAUUUAUUUUUCUAUUAAUCUGUCAAAUAGCCUAUCUAAGGCUAUAAUUACUCCCGGAUGCCUCAGAAUAAUGUGCUGCAAACACCACUCUAAAGACUGUGACCAUCCUAAUUAGGAGCAGGUUCUGUGUUUUCUGUUGCAGAGGGCUCAAACUCCAUCACAGUGGGGGGGAGCAGGAGACUUCAUGCAAGAAGAUUAACUGUCUCUCUCGCCUACAACCCCUACUAGUUGGCACCAUAGACUUGCCUUGACAAUAGAGUUCUCCUUUGAGAGACAUGACUUAAAGGAACACUCACAAAUGACUCCAGCCUCCUUAACAACUUUAUCGCAAUGACAUUGUUAGGUUCCCCCUGUCUACUGUCUCCACCACUGGCGGUUGUACAGUCCAGGGAAGUUUGCAUUGACGGCCAGUGAUGGGUAGAGAGUCCACUGUACACUGAUUGCAAGUAAUAAUAUGUACUAUUACUUACAGUGAGCAGCCAGGGAUCAUGUGACAUUCUCAGCCAAUAACUAUCCGCAAAGGUAAUGCUUUCCUGCUCAUUUCAACAGCAGGAUGACUGAGGGAGGCAGUGCUGACUGGCGCCUGGGGACAACUUUGAGGUUAAAACGUUAGGAAACAGUGACAGCUGCUUUAACUUUUUUCAAAUUUGCAAAGUAAUUUAACACUGCUGGACAUUGUUGUAAUUUAAUCUCAGGUAAAAUUUUGAAAUGUAUAAUGCAAGCAUUGUGUCUUUUGAAAAGCAUUUUUUACCCACCGGUUAAUUUUUCUUAUCCUCUUGCUUUUAUGAACUAAUGUUUUGUAGGGUUUUUUUUUUCCCUAUUUUAUUUUUUUUUUUUUUUUAAAUGUUUGCUAUUAAUGCAUAGUAUAACCUAUAUAUGCUGAUCAUCUACAUCAUUAAAACUAUUCACUUCACUGAUAGGUGAAGUAAAUACCAUUGAUUUAUAUCAUUACAAUAGUACCUGUUAAGUGGUGGGAUAUAUUUAGGCAUCAAUUGAACAGUCCGUUUUGGAAUUUCAUAUGUUGGAGACAGGAAAAGAUCUGAGUGACUUUGACAAAGGCCAAGUAGUGAUGGCUAGACACACAAGAUCACAGCAUCUCCAGAACGCCAAGUCUUGUGGGAUGUUUCCAGGAUGCAGUGGUUAGUACCUACCAAAAGUGGACAACCGCUGAAGCGGCGUCAGUGUCAUGAGCACCUAAGGCUCAUUAUGUACGUGGGGAGCGAAGGCUGGCCCAUCUUGUCCGAUUACACAGAGUUACUGUAGCUCAGAUUGCUGGAAAACCGAAUGCUGGCCAUGAUAGAAAGGUGUCAGAAUUUGUUUUGAAUGGUUUGACUUGUUAACUGGAGUCUGCUGGGCCCUGAUUUCCACCUCCACUACCAUCACCGGAAAGUCGGAUAUUCCUUAGCAGGAACUUCUGUUGGCUCUCCUGUACUACGCCAUGUAAUGCUAAUCGCUCUCAGCCAACAAGUAAAGCCUUGCGUUGGGCAUUUGGAAAGGGGAGCUAUACAGCACCACUGACACCCUAACAUAGGUUUAUACACAUUUUUGAUUUAGUGUAGAUACUUUCUCUAGGUGCCUCACUUCACAUGGGGUCCCCCAAUAUGGCUGAUCAGCUUAACUGACAACUGGAUCUGGAUGUCCACCUAUGAGUGCUCAGAGAACAGAAUAGGACCCCAAAUAAGGUUGAACUCUGCUCUCUAUAUCAGGAGGGUAGGCUCUCUUUCAUACACCGGAAAAUACAUCAGUCACAGUACUUGGCAUGUGUUCAAAAUUGUUAAAGUAGUUAGAAACGUGCUGUUAGAAAGAAUGUUCGGUUAGAUUAACCACAGGGUGUACCACGCCCAGGCGCCAGGGAGCUGCGGUGGGGGAUGCCGAGAGUAGCGGGCCAGUGACAGAACUACACAGUAGUGAGUAUGACCGGGUUCCACCUGUCACAAGGGACCCAGGAGGUAGCCGACUGGCCACCUAAGAGUCCCCCAGAGGCAGGUCAUUUUCAAGACAGAGGCGAGCUAGAGCUGAUGUUCUUGCUUUUCCUUGUCUUGCAAUAAUACUGGGUGUCAGGAUAUGGAAGAUUUUAGGAGCCAAUGGCCUCCAGGGAUAAGAUCCCCACUGGACCCCAGGGAGAAGGUGCCUGUGACAGUAGUCACCAUCACUGGGGGCUGAAGACUGACUCUUUAUGUAGGUCCCCAGGUUAUUCUUAUGUCUUUGUCACCCUGUGCCCAUUCUAGGUGUAGGGCGUGUAUAAUGUAUUGUUGUUUAAAAAAUGUUUGUGUGCUCUCCUGCCCUGCUGACGCAUGCAGUCAACUAGGUGGAUAACUAGGUGGACUAGGUGCAAUCAACUUGCAAGGAUCUUGAAGCAACUAUAGGCACUAUCUGAAUAGCAAGGCUUGUUAAUUUGCAUAUUCAGGUAGAUUUGCAUAUUAUUAGUUCCUUUUGGAGCUGUGUUUCCAUUUUUGAUUUGUUCAGCGAUCCCAUUAACUGAGUCUUCAGACAUUUUGGCUGGCUGCAUGGUCCCUGUAGCUGGGAAAAUUCAAAAACAGCUAGGCCUGCAAAUGCCUUUUAAAGGUAGUAGCUAGUCACAGUGCAGGCAGAGGUGUAGAUACCUACUUGGGAGGAGAGCUACAGAGGGGACAAUACCUGUCUGGAAGGAGAGAGAUGCAGCGCAGUCUGGUGGAAGAGCUCCUGAGUGCCCCCCAGUCAGUGGGGCUGAGGUGUUCCAGGAUACUUGAAAGUGGCUAGGAAGCAGACUAUGCAGAGGUACUUGAUCAGAGUACUGGAGCUCCUUUACAAUCCCCACUGGACACCCAGGGAGAAGAUCCCUACUGGACCCCAAGGGAGAGGACCCACACCAUCUCUCCAUAAGAUAGAGAGUGGAUUAAAAAAGAAGUAGGACUACAAAAUUAAAUUAAAUAUAUGCAAGAAUGUGUAAAUGUGUCCGUUAUUGAGUGUGUUUCAACUGUGUGAGAGUGUGUCUGUCAUUGAGUGUGUGUCUGAUUACAAAAUAGGCUUAUAGAUGGAGAGGUGGAGUUGUUGCCUUAGCAACAUCCAUGUCUGGACUGGACAUUUUUAAAGGGGAGGGGUUAGUAAGAUGACCACGCCCAAUGGGGGACACCCAGACAUAUGUGACUCUAGGAUUUGUGGUGCUUGAGAUUUAAUUGCGUCCAAUUAACCCCUUAACGUUGUUCUUGCAUUGCAUGCCGUCCGCAUUAUAAUGAGCUUUAAAGCCAUUGCGACAGCAUGAAACACCGUAACUGCUUUCAGCCCCAGGUGCUCCAAGUAACUUACCUGUGCCUCGAGCUUCUCGGGGACUGCCUGACACUCCAGGGAGUCCCCCUAUGCUGAAUUUGGCUCCCGCAGGCCAUGUGUUCACUCUGAUAGUCCCCCUAGUGCUGAAAAUCGAAAAAAACAAAAACAAGUUGUAAAAUGUUUCACGACGAUGAUACAUCAUCAGUGAAAGGAAGUAUUGUGUAAAAAACAAAAACAAAUAUGACUGCUGUGGCCAGGGUUUCUGUCAAAGUGGCAACUAAAAAGAAAGGACAUACUCCAUUUUGAAAACCCUGGGUUGUCUACUUUUUCAAAUUGUAUGCCAUAUUGGGGGUAAUUCCAAUUUCUGGGCUUCCAUAGAGUCUCAAAGGCAACAUAACUAAUCUGUCAAAUUCAAAUAUACAAAAACAGAAAUAGGCAAGUCUUUUAUUUGACCCUGUAACUUUCCAAAACACCAUAAAACCUGGACAUGGGAGGAACUGUCGUAUUUGUGAGACAUUACUGAACACAAAUAUGAGUGUUUUGUAACACUAAAACGUAUAAAGCUGAUAUCAUCAUUGGUGAAAGGGCAGUUUAUUUGUGAAAAUUAACGCUAACUUUGGCCUAUGUUAGUGACUAAGUGUCUAUUAAGAAAACUGGAAAAACACAAUUUUGCAUAUCCUGGAUUGUCUACUUUUCCAAAUAGUAUGCCAUGAUGGGGUUAAUUUUCAUUUCUAUCCUGCCAUAUGGUCUCAAAGGCAACAUAACCAAUCUGGCAAAAUUCAAUGUGUAAAAAAUGGAAAGGGGAUAGCCUUAUAUUUGACCCUGUAGUAUUUCAAAACUCCAUAAAACCUGUACAUUGGGGGUACCUUUGUACUUGUGAGACACCGCUGAACACAAAUUUGUGUAUUUUAUUGCAGUAUAAGCUAACCGUAGUAUGAUAUUCAGACAUUCACACGCAGAACUAAGAAAAUAAAAUUUCUUAAAUAGUUUUUCGUUUAUAUCUCUAUAAAAUUUUAAAUCAUAUAUUUAUGACAGAUAUAAGAUGUGAAAUGAAAGGCCUAUUUCUCCUAAACAAAAUGAUAUAUAAUAAGUUUUGGUGCACUUAUUUUGAAAGAGGUGACUUGUGGAUGAACAACCAUAUACUCCAAUUCUGUUUGUUUUGAUGUAUUCUUGAUCAGAACGUGUACUAUUGACGCAGUCCUUAAAGGGAUACUACAGUGACAGGAAUACAGAGCUGUAUAAUUGGUCAAGCUCAUUUGUUUUGUGUAAACCUUUUUAUUUUCCUUUCUGAAGUUAGUCCUGCUUUUAACUGAAUGAACACUAUAGAAACCCAGACCCUGCAAUGUAAAUCAUUGUAGUUUUAGAGAAGCUGCAGCGUUUUCAUUGCAGUAGGAAGACUGCUACCAGACAGCCACGGGAGGCGCUUCCUGGAUUUUGCAGAGUUUGAUUUCCUGAGGGCGCCCAGCAUCAGAGAAAUCCUUAUAGGAAAGCAUUGAUUCAAUGCUUUCCUACGGGGAAGAUCUGAUGCGUGCGUGGCACUAGCUGUGCAUGUGCAUUAUAUCCCCCAUCGGAUGACAUCGGGGCGAGGGGGCUGAGAAAUACAGCUUUGUAUUCCUAACAUUAAAGUGUUCAUGUAAAUAGCUUAGAAAUUCUAAUACAAAAAACUGAUUUUCUGCUCAUUUUACAUGAAAUGUGUUGUUCCCUCCCCUUUCAAAUUUCUUUAACCCCUUAAGGACUGGACUGUUUUUGCGAUGUUGUACAUUUGCGACCAGGCAUAUUUUUACACUUUUGUGGUGUUUGUGUUUGGCUGUAAUUUUCUGCUUUCUCAUUUACUGUUCCUAUACAAAUUAUAUAUUGUUUUUUUCAGGACAAAAGGGGCUUUCUUUACAUACCAUUAUUUAUAUAAUCUCAUGUAUUUUAAUUUAAAAAAAAUAAAAAAAUCUGAUGAAAAAUUGAAAAAAAUACAUGUUUUUUGACUUUUACUUGAAAAAUCUUUUACUCAUCUACAAAAGCGAAUGAAAAAAGCUGCUAAAUAGAUUCAAAAUUUUGUCCUGAGUUUAAAAAUACCUAGUGUUUACGUGCUUUUUGCUUUUUUUUGCAUGUUAUAGGGCUAUAGGUACAAGUAGGAUAUUGCGGUUUCAAAACAUACAUUUUAAAAUUUAUCAAUAGUGACAUUGUAACACUAUUAUUCGUCAUAAAUCUCUGAAUAACACCCCACAUGUACAUAUUUUUUUUAAAGUAGACAACCCAGGGUAUUCAAUAUGGGGUAUGUCCAGUCUUUUUUAGUAGCCACUUAGUCGAAAACACUGGCCAAAGUAAGCAUUCAUAUUUGUUUGUGUGUGAAAAAAGUAAAAAAACUAAAUUGAACGCUAAUUUUGCCAGUGUUUGUGACCAAGUGGUUACUAAAAAAGACUGGACAUACCCCAUUUGCAAUACCUUGGGUUGUCUUCUUUUGCAAAUGGUAUGCCAUCAUGGGGGUAAUUCUCAUUCCUGGGCUACCAUACGCUCUCAAAGGCAACGUAACCAACCUAGCCAUUUUCAAUGUAAAAAUAUUUGACCCAUAUUUGACCUUGUAACUUUCAAAAAUACUAUAAAACCUGUACAUGGGGGUACUGUUUUACUCAGGAGACUUUGCUGAACACAAAUAUUAGUGUUUAAAAACUGGAAAACGUAUCACAACAAUUAUAUCAUCAGUAAAAGUGCUGUUUGUGUGUGAAAAUGUAAAAAGUAAUAUCAUCGCUGUGAUAUGUUUUACUGUUUUGAAUCACUAAUAUUUGUGUUCAGCGAAGUUCCCUGAGUAAAACAGUACCCCCAUGUACAGGUUUAGGUGCUGUAGAGAACGCUACAGGGUAAAAUACAGUGCUAGCAAAUUAAAUUCUUCUGGAAUUCUCAGCCCGGCUUAAGUAAGGUCCCUUAAAAUUGCAAUCAAUAAAAUUACUGAAUUAUAGAAAAUAUUACAUAGAAUACGACGUAGAAUUUAAAUAUAUAUGCAUUAUUUAUAUAGUUUCAGUUCAAUGUAUAUUUACAAUAUUAUGUAAUUUUGUAUAUGGACGUAUGUAUAUUUCUUAUUAUUUUUAUUUAUUUUAUAUAUACAUAGAUAUAUAUAUAUAUACAAAUUAUUCUAAGUGUAUUUUGAUAUAAAUAUAUAUAUACAAUUUUAAAAUACAGUUAGAAUAAAUUUAUAUAUUAUAUAAUUUUUUUUUUUAAAUUUUUAUUAUUUAAAAAAAUUUUUAUUUAAUUUAAAUUACUUAUUUAUAUUUUAUAAUAAUAUAUAUAUAUAUACAAUAUAUAUAGUUAUUAUAUAUAUUAUAUAUAUACGUGUGUAAUUUAAUUAUAAGUGUAUUUUUAUAUUAAUAUAAGUACAUAUUAAUAUAAAAAUACACUUAGUAUGACAUUAUAUAUAUAUAUAUGAUAUAUAGACAUAUACAUAUAAUAUAUGUCUAUAUAUCAUAUAUACACAUAUAUAAUUAUUAUUUUUUUUUUUUAUUAACAUUAACUUUAUUUUUUUUUCAGAUUUUACACAUGCAGGGAGACUGCCUGUCAGCACAGACAGUCCCCCUGCAGGCAGACACUAGGACACCUAUUGUGACCAUGUGAUCGCUGUGUUAAGCGAUCACAUGGCCACAGGGGUCCUAAUCUGCCGUGGGGAGACUGUCUGGGCUGCAGACAGUCUCCCCACAACCGGAGCCACGCUGAUUGCCGCCGGGGGAACGACGGCGAUCAGGUAAGUAGCUCUGACCGUUAGGACGGUUCAGGACCGUCAUCGGUCGGCAACGCAAAAAUGCCGAUGACGGUCCUGAACCGUCAUCGGUCGGGAAGGGGUUAAUCACCUGUGUCUGUAAAAAUAUGUGGACAUUGAAGUAGUGUUAUUGGGUGUCAAGGAAACCUCCAGUAUUUAAUAUUAAUCUACUUAUCUGUGAUUUAGUUUAACAAAUCUAUGAAAGCUAUAAUUUACAAUUUAAACAAAGCGGUUUUCCUGACACUAUAGUACCCUGAGGGUGCCCCCACCCUCAGGGUCCCCCUCCCGUGGCGCUGAAGGGGUUAAAACCCCUUCAGCAAUUUACCUAAAUCCAGCGCCGAGUGACCUCUCCUCCCCUGCCGACGUCAGCGGAGCUGGAUGCGCAUGUGCAUCAAGUGCCGCGCGCGCAUUCAAAGUAUCCAUAGGAAAGCAUUUCUCAAUGCUUUCCUAUGGACGCUCUGCGCAAUGGAGGCGAAAUGACAGCCACUAGAGGCUGGAUUAACCCCAAAUGUAAACAUAGCAGUUUCUCUGAAACUGCUAUGUUUGCAUCUGAAGGGUUAAAACCUGAGGGACCUGGCACCCACUCGGGAGCUAGACAGUGGUUUUAUUACUAUAGGGUCAGGAAUACUUGUUUGUGUUCCUGACCCUAUGGUGUUCCAUUAAGAAUGGCUUGUUCCCACUAGCCUCACACCUACCUCUUUACUGAAUGUUAUCUGUAGAUUUUUGUUUUGCGUGUUUACAUUUCCACUAUUUACAUCAGGUACUUUAUCAUGUUUCACAGUCAGGAAUACAGUUUUAAAUUGUAAAAUAUAAUCUAUCAUAGAUUUGUUAAACUAAAUCACAUAAAACAUUUCAGCAGAUAAGUUGAUUAAUAUUAAAUACUGGAGGUUUCCUUGACCCCCAAUAACACUACUUCAAUGUCUACAUAUUUUUACGGACACGGGAUUAAAUACAUUUGAAUGGGGAGGCAGGAUACAGCCCUGGCUAAUACAUUGAAUUUCCUCCAUGAGGAAAGUUCAGUGUCUCCAUGCAGAGGGUGGAUACCCUUAAUGGCAGUGCUGCACACUAUGCACUACUGGCCCAGGAAGCAGCUCUAAUAGCCAUCUGAGGAGUUUCCAGUGGAGGUAUCCCUAGGCUCUAAUGUAAACCCUGCCUUUUUUCAGAAAAAGCCUGAUUGGAAUGAUUAUACUCACCAGAACAAAUUCAAUAAGUUGUAGUUGUUCUGGUGACUAUAUCACAAUUUUGUCUUUCAGUGACACCUGUACUCUGUACUAAAUAUAAAAUGAGAUUGUAUUUUAAGAAGGAUAAAUGUAAAGGUGGUUAUAUCUAUGUGAUUUAUUUUCAUGUUAACCCCUUAAGGACCAAACUUCUGGAAUAAAAGGGAAUCAUGACAUGUCACACAUGUCAUGUGUCCCCUUAUGGGGUUAAUCAUGUAUUAAAUAUAAUGUGCAGUAUCCCAAUAAAUUUAUUCUGUGGUAUCAGAUUGAUAAUGACCCAAGACAUGUAUCCAUCACAGCAUAGUACUGGUAAUUGUAUUCUCUUGUGGGCAUAAACUAGGGAUGUGUCAUCCAUGUAUGCAUACUUCUCUUUUAUUUAAAGGUGAUAAAUAUGUAGAACUGCGCAUUUCAGAGCCUUGUUACUAACAUUCAUAAAAUGUGGAAUAUGAGUUGUGAAAGAAACUGAUGUUACCUGUCCUGUUUCUUAUAUAUAUAUAUAUAUAUAUAUAUAUAUAUAUAUAUAUAUAUAUAUAUAUAUAUAUAUAUAUAUAUAUAUAUAUAUAUAUAUAUAGUGUGUGUAUAAGCUGCUAGAGUUGCCUUUACAUUAGUCAAUGUACAGUGAGGGCUGGUACUCCCAAUGUCUUCUCGAUAUUUGACCUUGUGUAUAUAUUCUAGUAUUUAAAUUUUUAUUCUAUUGACACAGUUUCCUUCAGACAAAUGUUUCUCACCAAAUACUGUUGACUUAAAAAAUUACAUUAUAUCUUUAACUUUAUAUCAGUCCCUUUCAUACAAAACUUUUCAAACUAACUGCACACUCCUAUAUGUCCUCACAGAUCUAGAUACGCUGAGAUAGGUAAAUUGAUGUGCAUAGUGCUUGAGUAGCCACUGUAAAUCCAGCUUGCAGUGCUGCAACUCCAUACCUCCAAACAUUUCAAGUGGACAAAGAGGGAGACUUUGAUUUUAGGGUGUGGCCAGGGGCAGAGCUCUUCUGAGAAAAUUUAGGUGAAAUGCUAAUAGUUUAUGCAACUAAUAUGCACUUUAAAACAUUUACACAGCUUGAUUUCUAAACACAUGUACUGUAGUGUAAAGACAUAUUAGUGAGAGUAUUAUUGGAGGACAGUGUCAUAAUACCAAAGAUUACAAAUUCAGUGAGACCGUUAUGACUUUAGGCCCUGAUCUUCUGUCCUAAACUGAUUAUCUAGUAUCCCACUAAUGAACACACCAGGCACAAAUUCUCAGAAAGCACUAAGCUAAUUCAGGACACUUCUGCUUAUGCAACAGAGAUUCAGCACUGCUCUGUGCAUGUGCAGCCCUAGGAGAGCUGACUUGCAAAGCUUGUAACUUAGAAUAAAUAAAUGUUCCACCACUCUGCAUACUGUGUGUGGGGGAGGGGGCAAUAAGUCACAUAGAGCAUGUACUGCACAUUAAGAGCAGGGUCUGUACAUAAAGAACAGUGUAAUUUAAAGGGACACGCCGCUGCCCAAAUAAAAUAAUGAAAACAUAAAUGCAUUUAUUUUUUUAAUUUGGGUGUACUAAAACAUCUUGUAAAAAUAUCUGAUAUCUUUUCUGAUGUCUAUGCAAGCCCUGCCCUUCUUACCCCACCCAGACCUUCUGUGGCUGUCCAGUCACAGACUUUUUUUGAAAAUGAAAACAAAGUAUUGCUAAUUUUACUAUUCGGAUUUUACAUUUAUAGAUAGUGUUGUUAAAGAACAGGCUUGAUUUUUUUCUUAAUGUUUUUUUUUAUUAACAUAUAAUGCUGUUUUUUAUAUUUGAUACAAGUAUAUAAUGCAUUUCUAUUUUUAAUUUGCCAUCGUGGCACAUUGUUGUAGAGCAUGACUGGUGUGCAAACUAUGUUUUAAGUAGUUCACUCUAUGAAACCAGUAUUCUGUAGAAACGAGUUUAUGUGUUAAAAAAAAUAAUAAUAAUAAGUUGUUUUUUUUUGUUUUUUUUUAGAGCUCGCUAUAACAAUGGUAUUGGGCAAUCAGUUGACAGUCCGAGCCUAAUAACAAGCUGCGACUCAACCCGUGGCAAUGAAUCCACAUCCACGACGUAUCCGCCUAAAACCAUGGCUGGUAGCAAAGGUGGACAGUGGCCUGUAUCCAGGACUACACUGGGAAGAUCGAGAUAGAAAGCUUUUUCGCAUCCCCUGGCGUCAUGCAACCCGCCACAUACCAAUACAAGAUGAUGAGAACACUAUAUUCAAGGUAGGCAUAUCUGUUUAAAGUCUGUUGUCUUUGGAGUGAGGACUGAAAGUUCAGAAGAAUUACUGGUCCAUAAUGCAAACGGUAUUUAAAAUAUGACAUGACAAGAGACAACAUAGGAAAUGUAUAUUUGAUUGUACAUAUCCCAGAAACCUCUACUGAACAUGUGUUCUCUGCGGCACAGGCUCUAAAGCCUAGUCUAAUCUAACUAUCUAUCUCAAUUUGUGAGAUAAUAUCUUCUUGAUCCAAGGAGAGAUCUGAUUGCCAUUCUGGGGUCAAGAAGGAUUUUUUCCUAGCAACAUUUAAAUAGGAUUCAAACUGGGUUUUUGCCUCUUUUUUUUGUAUUUUUUUUUUUUGUAUCAACAGCAAAAACAAAUGUAGGAAAGACUAAACAUGAUGCACGCAUGUUUAUUUUCAGGUUUGUAAUUAUGCCUCUACAUAUCCUAUCAAUCGUGUUGAGUUGCAGAGGUUUAUUUAUACAUUUAUGGUGUACGUUCUGUGCUCAUUUGGAAAGCAGAGUGCAAGGAUCGAGAUAGACUUAGCAGUCUCAAACUUUGUUGAUUUAAAUUUCAUUAUUUUUUUCAUUACCAUUUCUAAUAUUUCCCCUCUAGUCUUACCUGAUGAAUAAUACUUUCUCUUUCAACCCUUCUUUUGUACUGAAAUGAAAGAUUGAACUAGAGAAGUCUCUUCACAUCAUCGAGAUUUGGACAGACAUUUUCAUAAACUCUACAAAGAUGACUACAUGCUUGACUUGGAAAGUGCUAUAAAACAUUAUCAUUGCCUCAAGCAUGUGGCAUGUUACUAUAAGUAAUUUCCCAAUAUACUUCUCUUUAGAAUCUCUGAGGCAAACAGACUUUUCAUAGUGAAACAGUGGAAAUGUGCACUACUUUCAAACAAGUGGAGAAAAACUCACAAAUGUAGAACUGUAGAACAUUUCCAGCAACAAAGAAGUAUAUACUAUGUGUGAGCAACAUUUGUGCUUAAAACUCUGCACAUACAGAGAUAACUGCACUUUUUUGCACCCCCAACACAUUAUGGUGGGUAUAUGCAAAUUAGUUUAGAUUUUUGCUUCCCAAGCACUACCAAGCCUCAAUAGCAAACCAGUUACCAACCUCAUGCUUAUGAUUUGCAUUAACAAUGAAACAGCUGUCCAUGAGUGGUUCACUGGCUUUGCAUCUUUUCCUAAGUUGUGUUUCAAAGCUGUUGUAUACAGCAAACACAGACUCAAAGGAAUCCAUGUUUAAAAUGGAAUGAGGCGAAAAUGUUAUUCUUUGUUAAACUAAUUUGCAUAUCCCUACCCAGAAUCCUUUGCGGUAGUAACAUCACUGCAAAUUUGUGAUUUCUGUGGGAAAAGCAAGUCUUAUGGCUUGACUGGUGUGCAGAUUUUUGUUUAACAUUGUAAUAUAUAUAUAUAUAUAUAAUCUCCAGGUAUUUAGUGCAUUGCAAAUCUUUAAUUUUAGAUGUUAAAGGACUACUAUAGGCACCCAGACCACUUUAGCUUAAUGAAGUGGUCUGGGUGCCAGGUCCAUCUAGGAUUAACCCUUUCUGCUGUAAACCUAGUAGUUUCAGAGAAACUGUUAUGUUUACCUAUGGGUUAAUCCAGCCUCAAGUGGCUGUCUCAUUGACAGCCGCUGAGGCGCUUCCGCGCUUCUCACUGUGAUUUUCACCGUGAGAAGACGCCAGCGUCCAUAGGAAAGCAUUGAGAAUGCUUUCCUGUGGACUGGCUGAAUGCGCGCGUGGCUCUUGCCGCGCAUGCGCAUUCAGCCGAUGACGGGAAAGGAGGCGGAGAGUACCCAGCGCCGAAGGAGCCCGGCGGUGGAGAAAAGGUAUGUGUUUAACCCUUACUCACCCUAGAGCCCGGCGGGAGGGGGACCCUAAGGGUGGGGGGGACCUAGAGACCCUAUAGUGCCAUGAAAACGAGUUUGUUUUCCUGGCACUAUAGUGGUCCUUUAAUAGUAUUUGAUGUGAAACAUUCCUUAUCAAGGGUACCUCUCAAAGGAGACGCUUUAGAGUUUGAAUAGUAUGAUGCAUACAAAUGCAAGUUAAGAAGAUAGAGGUAGUGCCAUCUUCCUCUUAUAUAUACACUGAUAUGAAAACAACUGUAGCAGUGCCAACCUUCAUAUACAAGUGUUAUUAAGCAGGGGUUGAAACAGGAGUUUCUAGAUUCUCCCACACCUUCUGGUCUGACUGAUGGCAAUGAGUCGCUGCAAUGUGCAGUUUUACAGGGACUUCCCCAUCAUAUUUAUAACCUUGAAAAACAUAAAAAAGGAAGUAAGUGAGAAUGUAUAUGUGGAUCACACAUUCCUAGUUUAUGACCACAAGACACUGUUACUAGGCUGAGAUGGUUAAUGCCUCUGUUGGGUUUUCAUCAAUCUGGUUUCCUCUGCGGCAUACACAGGACAUUCUACGGAACAAUUAGUUGCGAUCUGCAAUUCACAUUUAAUAUAUAAUUUAACAUGAAAAUAAAAUAAAAUUCACACACAUUUAACCAUCUUCAAAAUUAUCCUUCUUAAAAUGCAGGUAUAACCUCAGUAUUAAUCUGUCUUAACAUUUAGUACAUUUACGGUUUGUAAGUGUUGAAAUUCCGUGCAGUUUAACAAGAGGACAUUACAAAUUUCAAUGGCCAAGUUGCCCCCCAAAUAGUAAAAAAAAAAACAAAAAAAAAAAACUAAGCAUGUUUCUCUUAGCUUGAGAUAUAUAUACUCUGAAUUUGGGGGUGGCGGCUGUCAUUGAGCUAAAGUGGUCUGGGUGACUAUAAUGUCUCUUUCAUGUAGUUGUUCUGGUGUCUAUAGCCUGUCCCUGCAGACUUUUCAAUGAAAGAAACAACUUUUCAGAGAAAAGGCAGUGUUUACAUUGCUGCCUAGUGACACCUCUAGAGGCUGUCACUCAGAUGGCCACUAAAGUGUCGCCUAGCUAAUGUGCAGCACCUAAAUUCAGCGUCUCCACGCUCUGCAUGGCGCUGCGCGUUCCUCAUAGAGAUGCUUUUAAUUGAUUUAAUGCAUCUCUAUGAGGAAAUGCUGACUGACAAUUGAUGAUCUCCGUUAAGGAGGCGGACCAGCUCUAGCGAGACCGACACAUGAGUAAAAGCAUCAUUCCCAUGCGAUCGGAGGGGGCUGGUGACCUAAACAUACAAAUUCAUUGACAGACACCCAGACUGACACACACACAGACAGAAACACACACUGAGAGAUAGUCAGACGCACACACACACACAGACACACACUGACAGAGACAGUCAGGCACACUCACAAAGUACUAUUAAUACACUCAAAUAUACACACACAAACAUUCAUACAUACACAGAGAGAAAUACACAUAGAGACAUUCACACGACAGAUGCACAGAUUUUUUUUUUUAAAUACAUAUUUUUUAGUCACGCUCCUGUUUCCUACCUUUUGUGCUCAGGAGGGUGGCUUCCCUUGUGUCUAGUGGGAUUAGGCAGCAGCAUGUGACCGGUUAGUGGGGCUGGCUGCGGCUGAUGGGAGUAGGCAGCCGCUGUUCCAGACUCCCUCCUUUCUCUUCCUCACUGUCUCAGCAGCUCUCUCUGUGCGCCGGGAGGAAGUGAAGGGAACUGUAAUAACUUCUGAGGUCACGCAGAACCAGACUGGUUGCCGGUGUUCCAUCGACUUUGCGGCAUGGGGGCGGGAGGCGGGCAGGGAGCAGGGUUGAGUAUGGGGUCAGGAGGAGGGCGGGGAGCAGAGCCGUGUUUACCUGGUAUCCUGCCAGGUUAGCUUGCAAUUCCCCUGCACAGGGAUUGAGUCAGAAGGAGGAGGGAGCGGGCUGACCAAUCCCAGACGACAAAACAAAAUAUUUAGUCACCAUGGCGACCUGGCAUUUGUUGAGCCCUGAUGUAAACACUGCGUGUUUACUGUUAAAAGCCUGCAGAGACUGAUUAUACUCACCAAAACAACUACAUUAAGCUGCAUUUGUUCUAGUGACUAUAGUAUCUUAGGAGUCGCUGUAAUAAACAGAACUGAAAGGUCAUCAACUUGGAGGAAAGAAACAAAAAUCAUGUAAAGUCCUUACUCGGCCUGUACAAGAUGAAAUCAAAUGCACAGUUGGACUAUGAGAAGGCCUUGCAGGCAGGGCCGGCCUUAGGGGUGUGUGAGCUGUGCGGCCGCACAAGGCGCCAUGGCAGCAAGGGGCGCCAUGCGGCCAACACAGCUCACACGUGGCCGGUCGGGUUAAAACUUUUUUUUUUUUAAAUUGUAGCUUGCCGUGCGGCCAGGGCGGAGCUAAAAGUGCCGGGUAACUGCUGCAGGGGAAGCAGGAAAGAGUCCCUGCUUCCCCAACAACCAGUCUCCAGGAGCUGAACUGCCUCCACUCCUCCAUAAUGAACAGAGGUAACAAUGUGUGUGUCUGUGAGAGUGUCUGUGUGUGUGACUGUCUGCGCGCGUGGGUGUGUGUGUGUGACAUACCUGUGUGUGACUGUGUGUGUGUGGCUGUCUAUGUGGUUGUCUGCCUGUGUGUGUGGCUGUCUGCAUGUAAGUAUGUGUGUGUAAGUCAGACUGUGUGUGUGGGGCUGUCUGUCUGUGUGUGUGUUGCUGUCUUCCUGUAUUUGUGUGUGAGUGUGUUUAUCUGCCUGUAACUAUGUAUGUGUGUUACUGCCUGUACCUGUGUGUUUCUGCGACUACCUGCCCUCUGACUAUGUGCAUGUGGUGUAAUUGACAAGUGUAUAUGUAUAGCUGUGCAUCUGACUGUGGGACUGUGUGCACAUAACUCUGCAAAAAUAUACACCUGCAUUUACACAUAGGCUUAAAUGCAUAUUUUUAUCUGAAUUAAAUACGCAUCACACACAGCCAAUAAACCCAGCACAAAUAUCACAUACAACCAAUACACAUAUAUCCCACACAGUUAAUACACCCAUUACAGAUAUCACACUAAGCCAACACAUAGCAUGCAUGUCACACACAGUCAUCAUACCGAUCACAUACACAGACAACACAAACAUUACAUCAUAUUAUAGUGAGAUGUAUUACAGUGAAGCUUUGGUAAAUAAAAUGCACAUUACUCUGUGUUUUAUAGUUAGGGAGCACGGUGAUACACUAAUAGACUCAUUACUUAGAGUUGUAUUGUUGUGUAGGGUAUGAUCUUGUCACAGAGCUCCACAUUACUGGGAGUUUUAUUGUUUUGGAGCUCUGUGAUAAAUGGAGAAGUAUCUCAUUACUACAAAAUUUUAUUUCCAAAGAGGUCAAGGUAAAUAAGUAUAAUCCAUAGCUCCAAAGCAAAACCACUCACUGUAUUAUGUGACAUAAUUAGUCUGCUCCUCUGUAAUGUAGGGGAGGCAGUCUGGCAUUUCUGGCCUGCACUUUUGUUGGCUGCAGACCAUAAGUAGCUGUCUUCCUAGCUCGGGAUAAUCAGAGCGCUGCCGCAGAUUACCACAGGACACUGCAAGUCACUGCGCUUGCGAGACAUUUAUGCAUGGUCUGUACCCAGUGGAGGGGCAGACCCGAUUCAGAUCAGCAUGCCCCUAUCCCAACUAGGUAACAACAGAAAAGGAGGAAUUAAUGUGUUUUUAAAUCAUUAAUAAUUUUAUAAAUCCCCUAUACAAUCACUUCACUCCUGUACACACACUGUGUGUGUGGGGGUGGGGGGGCACUGUGAAGAUUUUUCGCACAAGGCGCAUAAAGGCCUUAGGCCGGCCCUGCUUGCAGGAAAUUGUCUAUCAUGAUGUGUUGUGGUUAGAAACCUUUCUUAUCCAAAGGCCAAAAGCUUUAUGAGGUUUCAGUGUGUUAAAUACCACAGUAAUGGGUUAUUACCACUGGCAAAAAUUUCUAUGGAGGAAUGGAUGCUGAGAAAGUACUUUAAAGAAUGAAUGUAUGUUUGAUAGCAGGAAUGGUAAUUUGUGGUACUUGCAGUGAAGCAUGGCAAUUACCUUGAAAAUUCCCAUGCCAUAACGCUGUUAAUAGUUUUGAGGAUGUGACACUUGCCUGAGUCCUCUAGAUCCCUGUAAGGAAACCUAGUAUAUCCAAUACUCAUUCGGUAGUUUCCUUCCGAACGGCCAGAGCAUCAGUGACUAUAACUCUCCGUUCGGCAGAUAAAAUAAACGAUUCCCAUACGCAUGCAAUAGCUUUUCCAGACGAUUCCCUUAGUAAAUCAUACGAAUACCCAAACAUCAGCCGGAGUCUAGAAGAAGGGUGCAACAGAACUGAGCUUUAAUGACGCCACACUGGCUUUUAUGCAAGUCCCUGUGCAAGGGGACAUCCCACAGGGAGGGACAUGGUACAGCCAAUCAUAACAAGAAAAAUUGUUAUACACUCCCAUUGCAAACAUAUAAUUCCCACGGACUACGGGACUGAGUCCACGCCUGUGGGGUCGGGACGAUCCAGGCCAUCCAGUGCCUGGGCGUAUAGUCAUCGUCCGUUACGUGUGCCCACUGCGUGGGUGUGCGUGUGUAGCUUACUAGUCUCCAAGAUAAUGUGUUGGGUGUAUAGCUCGGGGCGUGGUGCUGUCUGUAUGUCAUCUGUCGUGUCAGACAGGUGUGGGGCCUUAUUGUGUAAUGCCGCCUCUAUCCCUUACGUUGAGGUGUAUCAAAGGACUGGGGUGUCCAAGUAGCCUAGAGCGUGUUUUCUGCUGCUGUCUAGGGGGUCAGUGAUCUUCUCCACAUCUGUGGCCUGGUCAUACCGAGGUCUACAGCCUUCUCGGUGUUUCACUUUUACUCUAAGGCUCAGUCCGGCCCGUUAGACAGGCCUGUCUAGUCUGGAGAGGGCCAGGGGGAGAGGAUGAUAAAAAAAAAAGGGGGGGAGGGGGGUGAGGGUGGAAAGGGGGGGACGGGUUACGCGGCCAGGGUAUUGGGUGCGGGGGGAGGGGUGUGAAGGUGCGGGUUGGUGUGUUGGUUUAGGAGGCCUGUCUGCCCUCCGCGAUAUAUAGGAGCCAAGGGGUCCAGGUCUGGUUACAUUUUUCGGAACGUCCCUGUAGGUCCGCCGUCAUGGCUUCCAUGGCUUGUAUUUCUACUACCCUGUCUACCCACUGUUGGAAUGUGGGGGCCGCCAUUUUCUUCAAAGUGUUGGAAUCAGGGAUUUCGCAGCCGUCAAUAGAUGUUUCGUCAGAGACUUCUUGUAGGUUUGCAAUGCCAUGGUUGUGUGGUGUAGUAACAUGGGUAGGGGUUGUAGCGGGAGUUCUGGAUCCGAAAUUUCCCUGAUUUUAGUAUUCACCAUCUCCCAGUAUGGGGAGAUGACUGCGCACGACCACCAGAUGUGGAUCAUGGUCCCUCUUCCCUGACCACAUCGCCAGUACGUCUCCUCAGCGUCUGGGUUCAUGCGGUGUAUUAUAUCCGGGGUCCUGUACCAGGUCGUCAAUAUUUUAUAACUCAUCUCCUGAAAUUUCAAGCUAAUGGAGCUCUUGUGUGUGAGUAGAAACAUUUUAUCCCAUCCCUUUCCCAUCUGUUAAUGAACUUCGGUGUCGGCCCCAUCUCUCCCUCUAAUAGCAUUGCGUAUAGCUUCGAUAUCCCUCUCACCAUAUGUUGUCUAGAUGUGCAUAUCUUCUCGAAGUCUGUGAGGUCACAGUGAAAUUGGUGUUUAGCUGCCACAUUGGAGUAGAAGUAGACUCGGUCCAGGCCUGUUGGGGUGGUGUCGGGGAGCAGGUCUGUUAGUGUUUUUAGUGUGCCAUUGCCACACCAUUGACGUAGGUAUAUCCAGUCCGUUUGUGCAAAAUUUCUUAGGUCUGCUGGUGUCCGUUCCCCUCCUAUGUUGGGGUUGUAGACUAUGGGUGUGAGUGGGCUGGUGCGGGUGGCGUAGUGCGCACCAGAUCUUCACGGUAGCAUCUAUCAGGGGGUUACCAGUUUUGAGCUUGCUGGGUGUUAUUCCGGUCCCCCACAGCGUCGCGGGAAUCCAUCCCCCGGUCUGUGAGAUUCCGGCACGCACCCAGAUUUUGUCUGUCUGUCGGGCAUGCCAAUCAGUAAUUCUCAGAAGGUGAGUUGCACGGUGGUAGCCUAUGAUUGAGGGCAGCCCCGCUCCACCCCUCGGCUUGGGUUGUUCAAGUAGUCGUUUGCUGACCCGUGGGGCUCCCCUCCUCCAGACAAACCUCCGUAUGGCUGUGGCGAUGGAUUGGAAAAAGGCUUUCGGUAGGGUGAUCGGGAUCGUCUGGAAGAGGUAUAGAAGGGUGGGAGGAUGUUCAUUUUGAUUUCGUAAAUUCGUCCGAACUAUGAAAUGUAGAGGUCUGUUCAUUUUUGCAUAUCUUUCUGUAAGGAGGUGAGGAUGGGAAGAAAGUUUGCCUGGUAGAGUUGCGGCAGCUCCCUGGUCAGCCAGAUGCCGAGAUACUUCAAUUUGGUUUCACAUCUCCUGAACCGUAACUGGGACCGCAGGUGUGCAUCCAGUCUUGUGGAAAUCGAGAUACUGAUGAAUUCCGACUUGUCCGUGUUGAACUUGAGAUUCGACACACUCCCAUACUUGCGGAAGAGCUCUAGGAGGUUCAGGAUGGUAGUCAGUGGUCUUUCAAUGAAGAAAAGCAUGUUGUCCGCAUAGGCUGCGACUCGAUGCUCUGUGCCCCGGAGGGUGUGUCCAGCUAUCCCCCCCCCCCGUCCUAACCGCCUCCAGGAACAGCUCCAGUGAGCGGGCGAACAGCAGGGGAGAGAGGGGGCACCCCUGUCUUGUGCCGUUUCGGAUAGGAAACGGCUCUGAUAGAGCGCCAUUGAGUCGUAUUUGCGCUGUUGGUAUUGUGUAAAGGGCGGAGAUCCAUGCCUGUACAUGCGGUCCGAAGCCCAUGUGGUGUAGCGUGGCCUUGAGGUAUGUCCAGUCCACUCGGUCGAAGGCCUUCUCUGCGUCUGUGGACAGGAGGGCCAGCCCCCCUCCCUGCCCUCGGGCAGAGUGGAUGAUGUUAAGGGCCCGUAUGGUGUUGUCCCAUGCUUCUCUGCCAGGUAUAAAGCCCACCUGGUCUGGGUGAACUAGGUCGGGCAUUAUCCUGGAGAUGCGUAGGGCCAUGGCCUUUGCGAACAGUUUGAGAUCCGAAUUGAGGAGAGAGAUUGGGCGGUAGCUCGCGCAACAUGCCGGGUCCUUUCCCUCUUUUGGGAGGACUGUGACUAUGGCUCUGAGUGAGUCUGCCGGGAAUUGGCGACCCUCCAAUAUGGAGUUCAGUCGCUCUAGCAGGCGCGGCAAUAGGAUAUCUUUGAAGGUGCGCAGAUAGCUCGCAGGGUAGCAGUCCGGGCCUGGUGCUUUGUGUUGUUUGGUAAGCUUGAGUGCCGCGUACAAUUGCUCGACGGUUAGUGGUUGUUCUAAGCCUGCCGUUGUCUCCAGGGUCAGUUUUCGGGCGGCGUUCCUGGUGAGGAAGUCCACGAGUUCGUGUCGGUGCUGGGUAUAUCCGCCAGGUUGUAAAGGCCGGUGUAGUAGUCCCUAAACGCCUGCAUGAUCUUGGCCGGGAGUCGAGUUUCUUUCCGUUCCUGGGUGUUGAUUUUGUGGAUGUGGUUAAGCCUCCGCUGUUGCUGGAGGGUCCUGGCCAAUAGCCUCCCGCAAUUGUUCGAGUUUUCGUAGAAAUAUCUGUUAGACCUGCGUAUCACAUUGAGAAGUUUCGGGGAGAGCAGAUCUCUAAGUUGUCUCCAAGCGUCAGUCAGUAAUAGGUACACGUCAUCUGUUAGUUCAUUUUUGUGUUUGUUCUCUAGUUCAGCUAUUCAUUUGGUCAAGUCCAGGAUGCGUUUGGUGUUCUUGCGUUUGCGUUGCGUGCAAUAGCUGAUAUAGUGCCCUCUGAUUACGCACUUAUGUGCUUCCCAGGUUAUCAACGGGGGCACAUCGGGUGUGGUGUUAGCUUCGAAGUAUUGUGUGAGGACCUGUGUGGUCAUUGUUACGCAUUCGGUGUUGGUCAGCACCGACUCAUUGAGCUUCCACUGGCGUUCCUUUGGCUUGAAUAGGGGUGAUGUGAUCCGGACGGAUACUGGUGCAUGGUCGGAGUCUCCAUGAAUCCCUAUUUCCACGUCUAUAAGCAAGGGCAGGUAUUCUUGCUCGAUGAAGAUAUAGUCGAUCCUGCUGUACUGGUUGUGUGCAGCUGAGUAGCAGGUGUAAUCCUUGUCUUCUGGGUGUGCUGCCCACCAGCAGUCAGCCAGCCCCAGUCUGUUCAGCGCUUGUUUGGCCGUGCGUAUGCAAUGGUCGGGGAUAGUGCUGGAUCCUCGUGAGGAGUCUAUUCUCGGGUCCAGGGGUAAGUUUAGGUCCCUAGCAAGUAUCAGGAGUCCUUCUCUGAAUUUUUCAAGGCGAGACAGUGUCCGGGCUAGAAAUGUGUGCUGGCCUCUUUUGGGGCAGUACACAUUGGCUAGUGUGUAUGGGCGAUCAGCUAUCGUGCCCUUCCCAAAGAGAUCCCUUCCAAUGCACGUCCACACAGAUAGACCCGCUCGGAAGGUGACUGUCUGCGCGAAGAGAAUCGCCACCCCCGACCAUUUAGAUUCUUGGUGGUUCGCGAAGUACCCUUGUGGGUAUCGUCUGUUGCGGAGCGUGGGGGCAUUCCCCUCGGCAAAGUGAGUCUCCUGUAGGAAUGCCACGGAAACCCGAAGGGACCACAGUGUCCGCAGGAGCUGCUUACGUUUUUCUGGGAUAUUAAGUGUUAUAUAUUUUAUCCUCUUUAUCUCUGCGCAGUUUAUUUGUUUCAGCUAUUUUAUCCUCUUGUUGUUUCACUCUGUUACAGAUCUCUUGUUCUUUUUCUUCAUAUUAUGUUGUUUCCCUAUUAAUAUUAACCUGAGUUUCUGAUACUUUACCUUCCCCCUUUUAUUAACAGAUCUUUUUUCUUUUUCAUAUUCCACUAUUAAUCUAGCUUUCUAAAAUCUGAUCCCAUUUUUUCAUGAAAUUUGUAUUAUCAAUUCCACAAGCUUGAGUUUUUCUACUCUUAACCUUAUAGGAAUUAACCUUAAAUUAUAGGAAUUAAUUUAAGUAGUCCUCCAAAUAUAUCUCCCACCAUUUAAAAAAAAAAUAUUUAGCUUUUUUUAUUAAAGGGACACUAUAGUCACCUGAACAUCUACAGCUUAAUGUAGUUGUUCAGGUGAGAUCUAUAGCUCCCUGCAGGCAAUCUAAUGUAAACACUGUAUUUUAAGAGAAAAUACAGUGUUUUCAUUGAUUGAUAGGAAUACCUCCAGUGGCCGUCACUCAGACGGCCACCAGAGGGACUUCCUAUCAUGCAGGGCCCUAAAAAUGCCCUGUACACGUCAGACGUAUUAAAAUACGUCUGACGUGUGCAGGAGAGAGAAGGCACUGGAAGCGUCCGAUUGCUCGCGCCCGCCUAUUUUGUCAUUUUGACGAAAUAGGGGGCGCGGCUUCACGAGGCUCCCGGCGCUGGAACCAGGUGAGUAAAAACUGCUGCCUGGAGAGUCCCUUUAAUCUUUCCUGGCUAAGGAAAUAAGAAUUUUAUGUUUCUCUUAGGGGCAUGGUGUCAUGAAUGCACCCUACUGCAAGCGUGCACAAGACUUGGUUCUUGUGAUGAAAGGUUGAACCCCUUAAGGACACAUGAUGGAACUAUUCCAUCAUGAUUCCUUUUAUUUCUGAAGUUGUGUCCUUAAAGGACCACUAUAGUGCCAGGAAAACAUACUUGUUUUCCUGGCACUAUAGUGCCCACCCCUCUCAGGGUCCCGGGCUGGAUGGAGAGGAAGGGGUUUAAUUUACCUCUUUCUCCAGCGCCGGGCGGGGAGCUCUCCUCCUCCUCUCCUCCCUCUUCUCCUCCUCUUCGGCUGAAUGCGCAUGCGCGGCACUGGCAUCUUCUCACUGUGAUAAUCACAUAACUCUGCCAUCGCCAAGCCAAUUAAGCAAUAAUCACAUAACGCUGCCUCCACCAAUACAAUUUAUAAAUAAUCACAUAACGCUGCCAUCGCCAAGACAAUUUAUCAAUAAUCACAUAACGCUGCCACCACCAAUACAAUUUAUAAAUAAUCACAUAACGCUGCCAUCGCCAAGACAAUUUAUAAAGAAUCACAUAAUGCUGCCACGCCAAGACAAUUUAUAAAUAAUCACAUAACGCUGCCACCACCAAGACAAUUUAUAAAUGGGGUGCCUUCAUUCCCCAAUCAAAGUGGACUAAAAUCCCACAAAAUAAGCUUUAACAGAGUAUGUCAAUUCAAUCUACUUCUAAAUUGGUUUUAUCAGCUAACGUCUUUACCUGAACUUAACCCAUUAAGGACACCGCUUCAGAAGCUUGUCUUACGCAUAAGGACACAAGCCAUUUUUGUAUUUUUUGCUUUUUGUGUUCAAAUGCCAUUUGCAUCUCUGUCAUUUAUUGCACCAACACAUAUUAUAUAUUGUGUUUUUAGUGGGCAAACAGGGCUUUAAUUUGAUGUCACAUAUACAUAGAUACAUUCUCAUUAAUUAUAAAAAAAAAAAGCAAAUUUUUUUUUUUUUUUAAGAGAUUGUUUUCACAGUUUUGGCAAUAACAGCGGGUGCAUAAUAUGUCCAGCUUAGAAAAAGUAAUUCAAAAUAAAUUAAUUUGUGUCUUGAUUUAUAGAGUACAUAAUAUGUAUAGGAUUUCAGCUUGUUUUGAAAGUUACAGGUCACAAAAUACAAGGACUAAAAUAAAAUUUCAGUUUGCAACAAUUUUAGAAGUUUGUCUUGUAGGUUUAGUAACCAUCACAGAAAACAUAAAUUGCCACACAGAAGUAUAUAUUUAUAUAAAGUAGACAUCACAGGCUAUUUACCUAAGGUUAGUUUGACACUUUUUACGUAGCCAUUUCAUCGCCAAUCUCUGCUAAAUAUUGGAGUAAAAUUGUGUUUUUUCUUUAUUUUGGCAUAUACACAUAUAACAAGGUUUUUGUAAUGUGUAUUUCGUAAACCUGGUGUGUGCUAUUCCUGCACAGAACCCCAUUUUGUGUUCAGCUACAUAUAAGUAUAACAAGUAUAACAAUACCCCCAUUAUAUGCCUUUGACACUUUUCUGUAAAGCUACAAUGCCACAUAAGAGACAGGGCUAUUUCAGUUUUUUCGUAGAUGGAUUUGACAGGGCCAUGUCUCAUUUUAGGGUAUUAUAGCAGUGUGACUGUUAAAAUAACCCCAGAAAGGGCUUUCAUUUUGUAAAGCAGACACCCCAGGGUAUUAUAUAUAUAUAUAUAUAUAUAUAUAUAUAUAUUGUAUAUUGUGCCUUAACUUGUCACAAUUUUUUUCAACAAUUUGUCAAUGUUUGUGGUGAGGGGGGGGGGGAAAUUGCAUUUUUACAUAUAUGUUGCAUUUUUGCUGAGUAUUUCUUACACUUGAUAUGUACCACUGUCAUAUCUUGAUAUGGACUGUGUCCAUGUUCCAUUUUGGAGUAGUUGAGUUGGUUGGUUAUUCAAACAUCUCCACAAACACAUACUAUUUAUUAAAGGACCACUCUAGGCACCCAGACCACUUCAGCUUAAUGAAGUGGUCUGGGUGCCAGGUCCUUCUAGGGUUAACCCAUUUUUUCAUAAUUAUAGCAGUUUCAGAGAAACUGCUAUAAUUAUGAAUGGGUUAAGCCUUCCCCCUAAUCCUCUAGUGGCUGUCUCAUUGACAGCUACUAGAGGCGCUUGCGUGCUUCUCACUGUGAAAAUCACAGUGAGAGCACGCCAGCGUCCAUAGGAAAGCAUUGUAAAUGCUUUCCUAUGAGACCGGCUGAAUGCGCGCGCAGCUCUUGCCGCGCGUGCGCAUUCAGCCGGCGGGGCGUAACGGAGGCGGAGAGGAGGAGGAGAGCUCUCCGCCCAGCGCUGGAAAAAGGUAAGUUUUUACCCCUUUCCCCUUUCCAGAGCCGGGCGGGAGGGGGUCCCUGAGGGUGGGGGCACCCUCAGGGCACUAUAGUGCCAGGAAAACGAGUAUGUUUUCCUGGCACUAUAGUGGUCCUUUAAAGAAUAUACCCUGGGGUAAUUCAAAAGCGUGGGAUAAUUUUUUAUCUAGUUUGUUCCAGGUGUAGUGGUAAUGAGCAUUUUUAAAUGUUUUUUUUUUCACUUUUUAAAACUCGUUUUUAAACUUUUUUUUAAUAAAUUUUUUUUACAGAUUUAACAUUUUUAUAAACUUUUUUUUUUUUACGGUUAACCCCUAACUAGCGGUUAGCAGCACUAACCGUAAAUUCCCCAAUUUCCCAUAACUCCCACCCACCCCAGCUAAUAAAAUAUAUCAUUUUAAAAUAUUUAAAUUAAUUAAUUAAAUAAAUUGAACCCCUGAGGGUUAAAAAAAAAUAAAAAAAUUGGAUCACAGUAUAAUACUGUGAUCUGUAUUUUCAUCACUGUAGUUAGUGAUCAACUGACGGGAAGGGGUUAUUUUUUAUUAGGACUGGGUAAAGGGGGGUGGGAUUUUUUAAAACUUUUUAAAAAAAAAAACUUUUUUUAACGUUAACCCCUAGCUAGCCUAACACCAAAUUCCCAAUUCCCCACUAACUCCCACCCACCCCAGUUAGCUAAAUAUAACAUUUUAAUAUAUUAAAAUUAAUUAAUAAAACAAAAUUAACCCCUGGUGGUUACGAAAAAUAAAAGUUGACCCUUAGGGGUUAAAAAAAAAAAACCAGAUCACAGUAAAAUUUAGUCUCUGCCAAUUGAUCACUGUAGUCAGUGAUCAAUUGGCAGGGAAGGGGUUAAUUUUUUUAAUUUAUAAUGAGUAAAGAGGGGGUGGGAUUUUAAACUAUCUUUAUUUAUUUUUUAACUCGGAGAAGAUCAGCACUAAUCCAUCUCCCUGCACUUCACACAGACUACGGAAGAGCAGGGAGGCGGAACGUGAGUCCCUGCAGCACGUGUGCUCGCUCUGACAGCCUGAGGUUAACUUUAGUGCAUUACGGAGCCGGUCCGUCAUCCGGCGUUAACUGCUUCCCCGCCGUUAUGGACCUGGUCCGUCAUCCAGUGGUAAGGGGUUAAAGGAAUAAUUAUUGUGGACAAAACAAUAGUCACAGUUCGUAUAUAAAAACAGAUUACAAAUUAUUUACACCAACAACAGAUAAAAAUAAAAAGGAAAAUUAACAGUAUUUCUUCUUACGCUCUUAGAUUCUAAACGAAACAGUGUCUUCUGCUGUCUAUUUCUAGCACGGAAAUAUGGUGACUAAUGCAAAAUUAGAUCUUUGCCCCUAGUAAGCACACUUGACAUUUGCCCAUCAUUAGAUUUUUACGCCCUGUAUUCAUCUCAGGUUUGCCGGCCUAGAAGUGGAAUAGGUGGAGGGAAGGCGUACCGCUAAGUACAACAAGUUAUCUCCCCCUUGUGUUUCAGACCAACGCCUUCCAAACUUUUGAUUGUAUUUUCUAUUUUCUGCUAACCACAGAAAUUAUUAUUGCAUCUAUGAGUUUGUUGCAUUUUUUCAAUUCCACACAUAUGUCACUUGUGACCUAAUACAGCAGACUUCACAAUUCCUUCCAAACGGUUUAAAGGACCACUAUAGUGCCAGGAAAACAUACUCGUUUUCCUGGCACUAUAGUGCCCUGAGGGUGCCCCCACCCUCAGGGACCCCCUCCCGCCCGGCUCUGGAUAUUACCUUUUUCCAUGGGCGGAGAGCUCUCCUCCUUUUGUUUGCGCACGCGCGGCAAGAGCUGCGCGCGCAUUCAGCCGGUCAUAGGAAAGCAUCUAAAUGUGCACAAAAUAGGUGGCAUUAUUAAUUAUUCAUAAUUAUAGCAGUUUCUCUGAAACUGCUAUAAUUAUGAAAAAAUGGGUUAACCCUAGAAGGACCUGGCACCCAGACCACUUCAUUAAGCUGAAGUGGUCUGGGUGCCUAGAGUGGUCCUUUAAGCUUGGUAAGCAAAAUUUAUAUUCAUUUUCUUUUGUAGGGUUUGCUUUCCCCAUUCUAAAUGUGCACAAAAUAGGUGGCAUUAUUAAUAUGUAGGUUAUUAUUAAUGAUUUUUUUGGAUAUGAUACUGAAAGAGAAUAAUCCCCUGACUGCUAAUUGGUCACUUAGCAAAUCAAAAGAAUCCACUAUUCAUGAGGGGAUGCAGGUAUAUGGUAGAUUAGUCAGUUAGUUUACAUUGAAACUAGACAAAGAGGCAACUCGUGUAACAUUUCAUACCUGGCAUAGGAGCUCUGGUUGAAGUCACAGCUUCAAAUGAGAAAUUUAUAUUGUAAGCCUUCUGGCGUCUAUCACAUUUCUACACAAUGAAUUUUAACCCCUCUCCUGUCUCCUGCUGAAAUUGAAAAUACCUCCUCUACCGUGUAGCCAAUUCAUAUAUGCACUACACAACUCACCUUAUUUAGCAAUAUUCUAUAGCGCAACAAUGAAUUCUGCAUCCUUGGCGUGACAAAUGGUAUCUGUGGUUUGGUAAAACAUUUUUUCAAACUUUGCAUUUCUACCUCUCUGUAUAUUGGUUAAAAAAAUUGCAGUGAUAUUUGUAUGUUGUGAAAGUGAUGAGGAACUAACACAAUAUAGAAAUAUAUAUGUGUGUGUGUGUGUGUGUGUGUAUAUAUAUAUAUAUAUAAUGUUAAAAACUCAACUCAAGUGCAAAACAGUGAAAAAAUAUAUACAAAGAAAAAAACUUCCCUUAACAGAGAAGAAUGUGCCCUGAAGACUUCCUUUAGUUUUAAAAUACAGAAUACAAAGAAAAAUAGGGGAAGUUCUAUUAAGAAAACAGAAUAAAAAAACAAGAUGGUAUAUAACUGUGUAUAAUUAUUAUUAUUUUAUUAUUUAUGAAUAAUACUUGAAAAAUCCCUAGUGCUGUGCAAUGAAUUAUGAUAAUGUUUUCCAACUGGCCACUCACACUUAGUAUGCCAAAUAAUGCCUUGUAAGCAGUGGCGUACACACAAUCCAUUGGGCCCCGGUGCAAAACUGAUCCGUGGGCCUCCCCCCACUCCCCACCCCCGACAGACACAUACAGACACACACACACAAACACACACACACAAGACACACAUACAAACAAACAGACAGGCGCACACAUACAUACAGACAGACAGACACAUACAGUCCGACACACACAUACAAAGACAUAUACAAACCAACAUAGACAGGCACAUACAGACAUAGACACAUACACACGCACACACACACGACAUACAGACAGACAGUCACACAGACAGACACAUACAGGCACACAGACAGACACACACACAUACACAUACAAAGACUUAUACACACAUACAAACACACACACAAAAUGUUUGUCACCCUCCUGUUUCCUACCUUUUAGGUGAAGGAGGGUGACUUUCCCUGGCGUCCACUGGUGGCUCAGGUUGAUGGGAGUCAGAGUUCCCACUCUGACUCCCUCCUCUGCUUCCUCCGCGUGGGCUCUGUGUAUGCUGGGAGGAGUGACCGGGGGAGUCCCUUCCUCCCAGCAGUGAUGUCAUCACAGGGGGCCUGGUCGCGCUGUUAAAGCGCCCAGCGCUACCUGGGCCCCCUGACAAUUCAUCUCCAUCAAGUGACCCUAACAGCAUGGGCCACCUGUUGAACCCCUUGGGCAGUGGUCCCGGCGGUUUGGCACGCGGGCCGGGGCCGCAAAAGAUGGCAGCGGGUAUCCAGUCGCAGGGGUCCGCAGGGCGGCUGGGCCCCCUGGAGUGACGGGCCCGGUCGCAGCUGUGACCACUGCGACUGCGGUAUGUACACCACUGCAUGUAAGUAAUGCCCAGUGAAUUGGUGUGUCUUCAGAUGUCUAGAGUUAAUGUUCACUAUUAACAAUGAAGGCUCAUGAGUUCAGAAAGAGAAAAAAAUAUAAUGCAAAUUAAAUGAUGUGAAUUUAAAACAAUGUAUUCACUUCCAUCCAAGGUUAAAAACAGCAGAUAUAAUUAAGUCACCACAGGUUGCCCCACUGGUUUUGUCCUUUUAGGGCCUUUGUCAGGGACCAUUGAUUUUUGAAAAAGCAUAAAAAGAAAGUACUUGUGGGCAGUAGCACAUGGCGCCGGAGCAGUGCAGAAGAUUACAUUUUAUAUUCAUUAAUUUUUCUUCACCUCAGACUUUGCCUUGGGGGGCUGGUGUGCUAGCUUAGGUGGCCGCAUUGAGGCUUCCAGUAGCCUUUACACCGGCCGUUUACAGCACAGAAUGGCCAGAAAAAGGUGCAUUUUUUGUUGGAGCCAACCAGUGCACUCAAGCUGUGCUCCCCAGCCUCAGCCAUCUGACAGAAGAGAAAACCUCAUACAUGAAGAAACUUCACGCUGCCUUCAGAGUCCCCACUGCCAGUAACUGGUACUUGUAGGCUUGCCCAGCAGCCCAUGAUGGUGAUUGUGUGUGUGCUUACCAGUGAGCUUGUCUGUAGUGAGCUAUUGUGUGUGUGUGUGUGUGUGUGUCAGUAAACUUGUGUUGGUCGUAGAGCUUGUAUGUGUGUGUCAGUGAGCUUUCUGUAGUGAGCUACUGUGUGUUUUAGGGAGCCUGUCUGUAGUAAGCUUGUGUGUCAGUGAACUUGUCUGUAGUUGAUGGGGGGAGGGGGGAAGGAGUGUGGGUGUCUGCAGUAAGUCUCUAUUCUGAAAACUAUUAGAUUAGGCUGUCAGGAUUCUUGUGCCUAUAGUGUCCCUUUAAUUUUAAUUGAUUGGAUGCUAGACAGACAAUACAUACCGAUUGAAAAAGCCCUUGUGAAGGGUGAAACAUGUCUCGGAUAGCGGAAUCCAUGUUGGACAUCAACAUUAGCAUAUUGCCAUUUUUAUUUAUUUUAUUUGUUUAAACGUGUUUAAUUUUAUCAAAUAAAUUCAUUUUACUUCAAAGUCUGUUUUGGGUCCUCCUAAGUUGCUCCAAGAAGGGUGGUUUCCUCGUUAUAGACACCCAGGCUAUUUUACCCAGAGCCAGGAACACAGGCUCUGGACAAGGUGAGCAACCACUUGCAUUUAAAUAUAUACCAUCCAGUAUCCUUACCUACUACACCAAAGGUGUUUCUUGCUGUGUUGUUUUUGUCUCUUUCUUUGAGGAGAAGUAUCGUGACCUAAAGGGUAAAGUGCCACCAGGCAGCAUUAAUGCUGAUCAGAGUUGAGCCUUUACUGUUUAAGGCUCUUUUACAUGGGAGUUGACACUUCAAAGUUUCUUCACAUUAUACUUCAAUACCACAGAUUUAUGCUAUGUGUUCCCCCCCUGUUUUCUCUUUUGUAUAUGCAUUGAGAUCAACUGGACUGCAUUACUGUCCCAAUUCUGUGAUAAGACCGGUAAAUCCCCAUUUAGGGUAGGUGUCUAAUCUGAAUUAUUUAACGCUCCACUCUUGAAGUUAAUAGCUUUUGGGCUCUAUUCCACUUUCUUUUUUCAAAACUAUAGUUUGUUUUUGUUUUGUUUUGUUUUUUACAGAUAUGGGUCAUAGCCAAACUGUGUUUACACCGAUACUUAUCCGAGAUUUUCCUGCAUUUACAAUAAUUUGUGGGUAUAGACAGAUACUGAUCAGGGAUUUUCCUGGAUUUGGAUAAUUUUUGUGUGCCUGAAUUUAGAAAGUUUUAAGUGAACAUUAUUAUUUGCGAUUCUAUCAUGGCCUUUUAAACAAAGGGUUAAAUACAUGAGAUACCAAGUCAAUAUGCUUUGAGUGUAUAGGUUUCAAAAAUUCUUGUGCAUAGGUAUUGAUUGUAGUCCAAUUAUGACAAAUUUUAGCAACAGUUUUGUUUGUCAUAGAUUGUAAAUUAUUUCAAAUAAAAAAUUUCAACGCAUCAAUGAUUUAAAUGCAACAAGAGAAAAUUGUAGCUCAUGAGUGCUGUCCAAACGUGGACAAAAUUGAUAUUGUAAAUGUGUAAGUGUAUCUUUCACAAUAGCAAUAUUCCAUGUACAUUUAAAAACCUAAAGCUGCAGAGAAUGUUUAAAAAAAAUAAAACCACAGCCCAUUGCUAAUUGUUAGGUGUCUAUUGGCUUGUGCAUAAAUCUAUAUAGUGAGAGUGCCACUUUAAAUAAGAACAUAGACAGGCAUGGUAGAAAAACAGAGCAACUUAUGGCCGGAGGGCAAAAUGAAUGGCCAUUUUUUAUGCAUGAGACUUCUGUGUGUCUUGUGUGUAUGGUCCUGUUAAUGAGGAGCACACAAUCUAUGGAUUUGAUAAAUAAAGGCUUCUGGAGUUCUGGGUUAUGAUAUCAUAUAUUCGAGCCUCCUCUGCCAGUAUGACCUUAUAGCUCUCUGAAUGCCCAGUUGAUGCUCGUCCAUAGGGGCACUUGAGACUGUGCCCCAUCAGUUUUUAUGUGGGUGGGGGGAUAUGCAGUAGUUUAGAAACACGAUUCUUUUCAAGGAGGGGGUUAGAUAAUAUGGGGGAGAAAAGUAUCUACUACAUGGCAAUGUUACAUUUCAGAGUUAAACCUAAAGAGAGCUAGAGACUUGGAGAGUGCUGCAGAGCUAGAGUUAGAGAGUUGGAACAUUAUACAGAGACAAUCUAGGUUGUGGGUACCAUUGUAUUGCAUCUCUGUGUCAUCCAUAUCAGUAUCCCUGGGUAUGUGGGAUAGUUAUAGGUAUAUGCAUAUUUUGCCAGCUCUGUGUGUAGUGUCUAUGUAUUUUACUUUGCCCUGCCUGUUGUAUGACUAUCUUUCUGUUGAAUGGAGGCUACCUUUUGAGGAUAAGCAUAUAGAUGCUACAGGUCAGAAGAUGGCUAUAGAGUUAAAGGGUGGAGUCAAAUCCUGAGGGUAGAGUCUACCUGCCCACCAUCCUAAAACAUCUCCACUGUGUAUGCCUAAGAGACAAAGAGACUGUAUCCCUGGACUCCAUUGUCAUUGACAGCCAGAGUGUUUUUAUGAAUGUGAUGUCCCAAUUCAGCCAGCAGCCAUUUGUAAACACCUCAUAAUCUGGCAGCCUCUUUAUACCCAGAUACUGCAGUGCACUGGAGAAUUUCCUCUGGACCGGCCCAGGGGCCUUGAGAAAAUUGUUUUUGCAGGCCACCAGCUAAUGUAAAAAUAUGUUGACAAAACUCAUGACAUCCCAGAGACCACCCUUUCCUUGGCGCAUUCAUUCAUAUAAAAUAUCAGAUUUAUCAGUGUCCGUUUCAUCCAUCAUGGUUGGCUGUGAUUAGUAAACUGCCCUCAACACUCUGUUAAUCACCAUUGUCUUGGUCACGGGUAGGUAACCUUUUAGUAGUACUGUGCCAAAUGGAGAUUUUAAAGUCCAUUGGCGUGCCGGUACUAUUUUUGUUAAAUUGAGGUGUGUAUGUUGCCGUAUUCUGCUUGUGUUAUUUGUGGGUGCCGCAGUUGCUUUGUAGCAUUGUAUUUGUGCCUAUGUGGGCUGUUACAUUGUAUAGAAUUCGUUCAUGAGUAGUUUGUGGUAUUGUGUAUGGUUGUGUAUGAUACCUAUGAAUGUGGGCUGUGUAUAGGGGCUGUUUGUUGAAUUGUGUGUGGAUGACAUGUCGCAUUGUGUGUUUGUCUGUGUAAGAGGAUAGUCCAUAGUGUUGUGUUUGUGUGGGGACUAUUCGUAUAAGUUGGAGCCUCUUUCUGCAGCUUUGUGUUUACCUAACAGUGUGGGUGACUUCCCAGGGGUCCAGUAAGGACCGGGCUAGCAAGGUACAGGUCAAGGGCUAGAGCUGCCAUAGCUGCUUCGGGUUGCUCUACUCUAGUGCGGGGUUUUGUUCACCAGUGCUGGGCUAUAGUGAUCUGAGAUCACUUCCUUUAAAUGCUGCAAUGAAUAAAUUGAGGAUUGCCCUUCACCACGUGCAAUCACCACUCGGUUUACACUAAAGACUCCUGAUACACCCCCCUGUUUGGCUCUAGUAGUCUUGAGUGCUGUACAAAGGCACCCAGAGUGCCAUGCAUGGCACACGUGCCGUAGGUUGCUGACACCUGGUCUAGGUUGUACAAACUAACAAUGAUAAUGCAGAAGUGUGUACUGUACUCAGACCAAGUACCUCUGCCAGGACUACUCCCUAGCAGCUUUCAGAGACCCUGAAGUGCGUCAGACCCAAGCCAUCCUGGUUUGCUGUAAUUGGUAAACUGCCCUCAACACUCUGUUAAUCACUAAUACUCCUACAGCCAUAAAUUACAGAGCUUAUAACAAUUUUACAGUUUUAACAACUUUAAAAAAAAUGUUUACAACUCACAAAUACAUGUUGGUAUAAGUACCCAUAAUAUUAAAAUCCUGGGAAGCAUUUCCUGUUAAAAAUAUAUAUAUUCGAAAAUAAGAAAGGGGAUGAGGUAGCAUGACAUUGUGCUUGUGUGGUAUCAUAUUAGACUAUUUGUUUGUUGUUACUUUCUAGGCCAAAAAUAGCCUAAACCCAGUGUGAUCAUACAAGGCACACAUUUUCUCAUCAAUUCAUCUUAAUAAGCUAAGAAUUGGUACCAUGAAAAAAAUGCUGUAAAACAAAUUGCUUUUAAUGAAAGAACAAAAGGCUGUUUGUAGCAUAUUCAUACAUUUGUAAAUAUUGUUUAGUUUAUAAAGUGUCAAAUUAUAGGAAAAAUGAGUUUCAGAUGGCUGAUUCACGAUAAGAUAUAACAUUCUAUGAUCCUUGUUCAUAUUUAAACGUACAACUCAAAGUUUUUGACUGAGUCACUAUUCCUAAUUCUGGUCUCUGUUCCAUCAGGCUUGGGCUAAGGAGACUGGAAAAUUUCAGGAGGGAGUGGAUGAACCUGACCCAGCCAAAUGGAAAGCAAACCUUCGUUGCGCCCUGAACAAGAGCAGAGAGUUUAAACUGCUGUAUGAUGGCACUAAGGAAACCCCCAUGCAGCCCUUCAAGAUUUAUCAGCUAUGCGACCUUCCAGGACAGGUUGAAGGUGAGUUCAUGCGUGUAUUCACAUUCAGUCCUUUAUCAUUUCUGGAAAUAUAAUUUCCAAUGCAUCAUGGGAUGUAUACUUUUUGGAGAACUGCUAAAAUAUACUGCUAUUCAUAUCAAAAUAGCUUGCUAUACUCAUACCAAGUACCUCCGCCAGGUCAGCUAUCGGAGACCCAGAAGUUCGUCAUACCCAAUCACUGAAGCUUGGGUGGGGUCGCUGAGUACCUCCUCCUCCUCCCGGGGCCACGCCACAGUGAUUAUAGCUUUUAUACAUCCUUUCCCCCACACAUUAGUUGAGUCUGAAUGCAAAGGGUAGAAUUAAUCUUUAUUGUAAGGUCACAAUGUUGACUCUUUCCUCCUGGGGGUCUUUAUCCCUGUAAAGCUCAUCACCGAGCGCCCUUGCUGUCCAAAUAGCGCCAUGAUCAGAGAAUCCGUACCUUAGAUACAGCAUGUUAAACUUUUAAUGCGGCUAUUCUUCAAUCCGGCGACUAUUUCCAGGAAUGCGGCCGCUUUGUGCAGAUCUCCAAAAAGGGGUUCCCCUCUGGGCAGGGGAGUGCUUUCAAGCCCAAAGUAUCUUUCGAUACCUCCCUGACCUUCACUCCAAACAGUGCUCUUUGAAAGUUAGGGGGCUAUCUGCUAAACAGCUGCAAGACCGCAGCACAGUUCAGAAUUUCAUUCUUUGGAAUAAAAUUCCGAACUGAAAAUAGUACAGAAUUUCAACCGAACACGAAUGAACAAACUACAGAUAUUCGGUUUGUAAGAAAAUUGGUAAAUUCACCGGUGCCCUAGUUUAAAUGACAGAUCAUUCAGUCAUGGCGAAUGGGGGCAUCGCGAGAACGUGGAGGAGGUUGAAUAUUGUGGGAAAAAGUUAUUUGACACAGGAAAUGGAGCUGACUUAAGUUUAUCCUUUGGUCAAAAAAAGUCAAGUGUAUGAAAAAUACAUAGGGCAAAGUAGUCCCUACUUCAUCUUAUGUUUUAAAGAAAACUAGAUCAGGUAUGAAGAAAAGGAGUGCUUUCCAGUGGAUUCUGAACGAGAAAGAGUUUGGCAUGACACUUUGAAUACAUAAUUUAGCUGGACUGUUAAUGUGUGUUUUUUUUGUAAUUCAUUUUUACAUAAUCUACACUGGAAUGUAAGGACUUUGAGGAGGAAGUGGCAUUCAAUCCUUUUUCUCCCUUUUUUCAAUUUAUAUUCAAGGGAGAAUUGGGUGAUGAUAACAUUAACUCUUAAAGUGAAUUGUCCAAUUUGAGAUAGAAUACAGAUAAAAAAAUUUUUUAGUUCAGUAAGCUAAACACAGUUAUUCACGAAAGUGAGAAUUGUCUGGAAUUCAAAGUCAAAUUCAAACUUAAAGCCAAAAUUCUCAGUCUCCUUCCAGUUCAGCUGUUUUGGCCUUAAAUUUUGAAAUUCUCUUUAAAAUUCGUACUUUCAUGAAUAACACUUUCUAAAUAUUUAUACAUUGUAAACAUUUUAAUGGCUAGGUCUCCUCUUUCCUCACUAGCUCAUUUAUUAUAUUAUCUUGAACCUUUUGAACACGAGAAAUGUAUUUAUUUUUUUUAACUAAAAAUGUUACUAGUAGGGGAAUGACAGAAUUUUGUUUUUGGUUUGGGAUCUAUUUAGUCCAUUACUGUUCGCUCUAGAACAUACAUGCAAGAAUGAUGCUUUGUUUUCUUCUGCACUGAAUGACUAGCAGAGAUCCAAAUUUGCUAAAUCUCAUGCCCUUUUAUUUUUUCUAACGAUGCAAUGCUUUCUGUCUCCACAGAGCCACCUGUGGAUGAAAAUGGUUGUGAGGAAGAGGAUGAGGUGAGGCUCAUAACACUAUUGAAGUGUUCACAUUUUCGUCCAUUCUUUUAAAGUUUUCCUUUCUUCUACUUUAGAUGAAAAGCCCUCUGUUCCUCUGAACUAUUUCCUGUCACCCAGUUAGCAAUGUAUUUCUUUUAAUUACAGAUUGAUCACAUAUUCCCAUUGCUUGACAUCAGUGAUGAGUCUAAGAAUAUUCCUGUUUCAGUGCCUGCAAUUCAUUGGAGACAAAGUAAGACCUUUAUCUAGUUUAUAGACUGUAAGCUCGUUUGAGCAGGGCCCUCUUUAACCUAUUGUUCCUGUAAGUUUUUGAUAUUGUCUCAUUUAUUGUUAAAUCUCCUCCUUUGAUAAUAUUGUAAAGCGCUACGGAAUAUGCUGGCGCUAUAUAAAUACCAGUAGUAAUAAUAAUAAUAUAAUUUGGAGGAACUCUGUGUCCUUCAAAAUAAUAAAAUUGUAUUUUAUACUUGAUUUAUAUGUCCACAAUGAUGUUUUAAAAUGUUUUUGUUUAUUAAUUAUUCUGUCAUUUUAUUAAUUGUAUAAUUCUAAAUUGACUACCAAAGAUUAUUUUUUAUUUUGUAAACUAAACUCAGCGGAGCACUGGUAGGGUUUUGGCAAAAACACCGAAAACGUAACGUUUGAAAUGCUGCAUCUUCUCGUGAACAAAUAUCUUGACUUCUCUCGUUUACCUGUUUCGAAGACAGUGUAUCAAACUAACAAAGCUGUUUAUUUAUUAAACCGCAAGUUAAUUUGUAAAUUGUAAAGAUUUAUAGGCCAAGUCUGAACAAUUCUCCAACUGAGGUAUACCCAAAACUUUGCUUGUUUUGUAUAAAUUUGUAGAUUUGAAAAAGGAAUUGCACAUUUUGAAGCAACGGUUGAAGAGUCAUUUUCACGGUUGUUCAAUUUUUCGGGUUAUUCAUUAAAGUGAGAAGUAUGAAGAAUUCAAAGUGAUUUUCAAGAUAGCUGACUUGGAAAUAUUCUCCAAGUCACCCAUGCUUCCAGUGCGUGUCUGUGUUCGUGUUGGACACGUUUGACCAUCAUUACAUAGAGAAUUUCUGUUUGUGUAACUGACAGUAUUAUACUUGCAGAUCACUUGCAUCAUCAUCCUGUUGUUGAUCCAUAUAUCUGGCCCAAAUCAGAACCUGGAUUCAUCAGCUCUUGUGGAAGAAAUGUAUUUCAUGGACGUCAGGAGCUCAUACAACACAACCAGACCCCCCCAGCUCCUGCUGUGACGCCAUCAGUGCCAGGGACAUACGCAGGAGUGGAGCUUUCCCCCCAGCCCCCAUUGGCUCCACAGACAGGAGUAAUCCCUAUGCCAGAUUUGGUUCCUCCACCAUCAGAUGCAGUGCUACCCAUACAAGGCGUGAUUACUGCACCAAUUGAUCAAGGGAUUCCAGAAAUGCUUGUCAGCCCCCAGAUGCUUCCAUGUGAGUAUUCUAGGUGGGAUCACUGUUAUUUUGCUUUGUUUGUGUCCUAAAAUUGCCAAGUAUUCUGCAAUAGCUGUUACUCCCUAACAUAAAUUCCAAAGUGUCAAAUUAACAUAUGCAGGGCUAUUCACUAAACUCUGUAUUUCACAAAUUAAUUCAUAACGGCAAAACUAUAUAAAAUUAGCUGAUCAGGAAAAAUUCUCUGAUUCCGCAAUAGUCAGUUUGGAUAUUUAUUUAUUUAUUUUUGUCAGUUUUUCUUUUAUUGAGGCUCAGUGUAUCAUAACAGAAUAAAGAAAAUGGGUUAUAGCAGGUGAUCACAUUUCAAGUAUACAUUUGCAGCUUACAGUAUAACCGGAAGCAUAUCUGCCUCUUUUUUUAAUAUAAAAUAUAAAGCAACUCUGGUAACUAAUCAAACUUGUCUGGAAUGUCAUUGCAGUAUUAGGCGUGCAAAAUAAACCAGUCAUGAGAAGUAGUUGGAGUGUGACAAUUUCAAACUGUAUAUUUCUUGUUUGCCGUCUAUAGCAAGUGGUGACUGUGUGCAAAGUAAUAAUGACUAGGAUGACACUCUGCAACUGAAUCCUAAGUUCGGUAUUGGCGCCUAGGUUUAAGUAUGGUAAAUUAAGAAAGCUGAGUGGGUCAGGGCAGUUCCGUACUGCUAAACCGUUUAUGGAAAGACCGACUGAUCAAAUGUUCCUCUGGUCAUGUGAGGUGUACAUUAGUUAUAUAUGUGGUGUUACAAUCGAGCCUGCCCUGUCACUAUAGCAAUAGCAAGCACUUCAUAAACCUAUAUCAUCCUAACAUUCAGUAAGCUUGCACUGUUUGCUAUGUUAUAGCAGAUCAUAGUAUUAGGCUGGUCAAAGGGACUUGCAAAGCCAAAAGACAAGAGAACUGUGGUUUUUGCAAGCUAUUUUUUAGAAAUCCUCCCCUAAUGAAAAAAAAUGCAUAUAUAAAUACAUGCAUUUUUUUAUUUGGGGCAUAUCUGCUGAACAGUGAUAUUUAUUAUUUCUGUAUUUGGGCAGUGGAGUAUCCCUUUACGUUGAAUGGUAAGGUAGGAGUACAGGGAUUACCUAGCAAUACAGCAUGUACAUGUUUCCAACUCUUUUCCUUGCUAUCCUGACUCCCGUAAUUGUCGAAGCUUGAGUAGAGAGACGGGGGUAGGGUUCCUGGAGUGGAGCAUUAGGACAGGCCUCAUCGUGUUUUGCUUUGGACCCAAGGCCCCCAUGUGUUUUUAGAAGCUAACAAAACACCUGAUGACUUCUAUUUGAUAAUACCAGCAUUUUAAAAAACAUAAAAAAUGCAGAUAUUACCCCUUUAAUUUAAAAGUCCUGUGUUUACAUCUAAGGUGAAUGUUGUGAUGUCAGACAUAAUUGUUUGUAAAAUAUGAAAGUAUAAGUUCUGAACUUAUUAUCAGUGGAAAUUAUCUGAGUUAAAUAACCCUUUCUGUAUUAUCUAAAUUGGAAUGUAUGUAUGUAUGUGUAUAUAUAUGUGUGUAUAUAUAAAUAAGAUUUUCACAGGAUUACACACAACUGCUCCUUAGAAUUCACAUGAUCUUGUUAAUGUGUAAUACAAGUCAUCUCAUUAGUAUGGCCUACUCAUACUGUGUCUAGCAAUUACACUGAUAUAAAAUAAUGCAACAUUUUAUGAUAAUGUAUACACAGUUAACCUAAUUGAGCCGUGGUAUAUGUUGAGAAAGUAGUGGUUUAGACAAUGUCACAAGGUAGGCGAAGGAGGGAUUUUAAAUGCCAAGGUGGCCGUGAACAACAAAGAAGAUUGGAACACUGUCUGGCAAGGUGGGCUAGGAAAAGGUUGUCUGGGUAGAAGGCAGCUUGCUAGGAAAGCUGGAAAUUAACUAGUUGGAAGAAAGGCUGGCUGAGAUAAAAUGCAGCUAGUAUAGAGGGAGGAAAGUUAAGGUGGCUAGUUAGGUGCUAUCUGGGUUGGAGAAUAACAAAUGUAAUUAGUUGGAACGUAGGUUGGUGGUUGGUUGGUUGGGAUGGAUGGAAUGUAGCUAGUUAGGAAAUGAUGAGUUAGUUGGCUAGUUGGGAGGAAGUCCAACAUUUUAGGAGGGAUGCUAGUAAGAAAGGAUAUCUUGGAGGGAGGAUGGCUGUCUGACUGGGUGGAUGUGGCUAGUUAGGAGAGACAAUUACUAGCUCAGAGAGAAGAAAAUUGGGUGGUUUGGAAGGGAUAUGUGGUUAGCUAGAAGAGAUGGAAUGUAGCAAGGAAGGAAAUUGGUCAGAUGAAUAACUAGGAGAGAGAGGUACCAAGCAAUCUUAAAGGACAACUAUGUAUCCUCAAACCAUCAGAUAGUUUGCCUUGUGUAUUCAAACCACAUAGAAGGCACAUAAAUAAACCAACUAUGUUCUAUGAUCCCAUUAGAUUACCUGUUAUUACCUUUUAUUCCUUUCUGCAGUGACUGACUUGGAAAUAAAGUUUUUAUAUAGAGGAAAGCAGGCUGGGUCUUUGGUGGUCAGUAACCCUCACGGAUGCCGUCUGUUCUACAGUUACAUAGAACCUACCCCAGAGCAAGUAGAGCUUUUUGGUCCAACUACUCUUGAACAAGUUCGUUUUCCAGGAACCGAAGGGAUUGGUAAUGAGAAACAGAAGUUCUACACCAACCAUUUGCUUGACGUUAUGGAUCGUGGGCUUAUCUUGUCACUACAAGGGCAGGAUAUAUAUGCCAUCCGUUUGUGCCAAUGCAAGGUCUUCUGGUCUGGACCCUGUGCGAACAACAUUCAUGGCCCAAACCCAAUUGAGAGAGAAAAAAGAGUCAAACUAUUCAGUCUGGAGACUUUUCUGAACGGUAAGAUUAGAAUGCUAUAGUAAAGUAGCGCAGAGCAUCUAAGAGACAUGUGUUCUAUAGAACCCUGGAACCCAAAUAAAUUAUAUGUUCAAUAUGUAUAUUGUUGUUAUUCCCCAACAAGCCAGUACUCUAGGUCUCGAAAACAAAACUUUUUAUGUCCUGAAGAAAGUUCAGAACCUGAACUGAAACGUUGACAACUAUGCACUGAUAAAAUAAAAAAGAAGACGUUUUGUUUCCAAGACCUAGAGUGCUGGCUGGUUGUGAAAUAAUGAUAUUAUAUAUUAUAAGAAUUAUCGGGUUUGCCAGAUGUACAGUUGCAAAAAGCCAUACAAGAGGUGAGAGAAAAAUCCAUUUGAAAUCAAUGCUUUAUAACCAUUUGCUGCUUAAUGCUUUUAAUCCAUCAGAAAAUAGAUGAAUUACAAAUCUGAUCAGUGACCAGAAAAUCUAUAGAUACGUCCGUGGUAGACUGCUCUAAGUUGAGAAUCUUCCUUAGUCCUGUUCUCUCACCUGAAUCUUAUGUGUAUUUUCAAACUUAUAUCUAUAUAUUUUUUUAAACUGAAACUAUACUGUGUCUGUAAUAGUGACACUCAUUGUUUAGAAUUUCAAAUAAUUUUCAUUUGGGUGGACAGAAAGACAAUUAAGAAAUGCAAGUACAUAUUGAUCGUUAUUUGGUUGUUUAACAGGAAGUAUAAACCUUUACUUUUAAAUUGAAAUAUGGCUUAUUUUUAGUAGAGCUACACUGAUACAAAGAAAGUUUGAAAUGUUAAAUAAUGGUUGUAUUUGCUUGCAAACCACAUUGGGGUAGAAAAGGGGGGAUAGUUUUUAUCCAUUCUUCCAAUAGCUUUUAGGAUAUUGGCUAAUAUUCUGUUUUUUCCAGUGAGUCGGCAUUGCUAGCCAGUGUUUGUUUUGUUUAGUUUUUUUCUUUAAAUCUUCUCCACCGUAGAAGAGUGGUGGGGAGGUGUGAGUCACUCCUCACGAUAAUUUAGAAAGCUGAAGGCCACUGGGAUACAAAAGGAUGUCAUAUCCCGGCAGCCAACAUGCUGGUAAAUGGAGGCUACACAGUGAGGCAUCCAGGCAGCAUCUGGCUAGGAACUGCUUAAUUAAAAUGUAGUGUAUGUCAGUAUCUUUGUAUGAGUCACUGGGUGUGUCAGUGAGUGUGUAGGAGUUGUCAUGUGCAUCACUGUGCUUGUAUGGGACACCCUGUAUGUUAGUGUGUUUGUAUGUCACUCUGUAAAUAAAUGUGUAUCAUUGAGUGUGCCUGGCUCACUGUGUAUGUCAUUUUGUGACUUGGUCACUAUGUGUGUUAGUGAGUGUGUAGGGGGUCAGUGUGUAUUGGUCAUGGAAUGUUUGUGUCGGUUUGUUUGUAUGGGUCACGGACUGUGUGUCAGUGUGUGCUUAUGGGUCACUGCUUGACUAGCAGUAAGUGUGUGACUGCCAGUGUGUUUUUUGUAUGUGUACCUAAGAGUGUGCAUGUAUUGGUCUGUGAAACUGCAUGUCCGUGAGCAGAAAUGUGUGUGUGCAUUCACUAAACUGAGUUGUAGAAAGUGAAAAUCCUAAUUGUAUAAUUUAGGCCAAUACAACUGAUUUGGAAAAAGUAUACAACUCGGCUGUAGUGGCAGGUAGAUUAGUUUAGCAUAAAUUUUGGAAUUCAAAUUAAAAAAAAUUACUUUAGUAAAUAACUCUACCUGUCUUCCAGUCUUUCUGGAAACCUAGUAUAUGCAAUGAAGAGUAUGCUCAUAGAAUUUAAGCAAAAAUAUAAACAAAAAGUAACUUAGUUAUUAGAAUCAGAUGUACAAUAGCAUACAGUCAUGCUUUAAUCCCAUUACCAAAUUUUUCACAAGAAUGCAUGGUAAUGAGGAUGAAAGCAGCUCAUUAGUUUAUUUUGUCCUAUCAGAGCGCUCUCAUUUUGGAGAGAUAUUUUCCACAUGUAUAUUUAUGCACUAUUUUGGCAUAAAGCAUGAUUGUUUAUUCCUGGUCUGUUCCUCAGGCGGGUGCAGAUCACUAUGUGUGCUCCCUCUCAAUCCUUAACAGGAAGCAUUUUUUUCCAGUGAUCUGCACCCACUGAAGUUACAGAACCUUCCACUGGACUGCUAGGGAGCUACAUCUACACCAAAUGGGCCAAUAGAGAGUAGGGCCAGAACACACUCCCACUGGUCCACCAGAGAGCAGGCCAUGAACACAGCCACACUGGGCCUCCAUGGAGCAUGGCCCCACACAUACCUUCUCUACUGAUCCAUACACGUAUAUAUAAACGGAGCCAUGCAACACACUGGGUCAUAGCCAUACACAUAUACAUUGAUCAACCACAACAUUAAAACCAUUGGCAGGUGAAGUGCGUAACUAUUAUAUUGUUACAAUGGCACCUGUCAUGGAGUGUGAAAUAUAAGACAGCAUAUAAACAGUCAGUUUUUGAAUUUCAUGUUUAAGACUAUGGGUGAUCUGCACCCACUGAAGUUACAGAACCUUCCACUGGACUGCUAGGGAACUACAUCUUAGAACCAAAUGGGCCAAUAGAGAGUAUGGCCAGAACACACUCCCACUGGUCCACCAGAGAGCAGGCCAUGAACACAGCCACACUGGGCCUCCAUUAACUUACUCAGUUACAUUUUAUCUUCACCUGUUACACAUUGAGUGAGUGGAUAAGUUCCCUCUUGGAUAUAAGGGGGUCCUGGUGGCCCCUGUUAAUUAUUAACCUUCAAAAAUUAAGUUUGAUAGUAGGACAGAUACCCUGACUUUGCACAUUGCUAAUAUGGUAGGCUUCAGGACAAUGUAACUACCAAAGUAUUUUUAUUAUCACUGGUAUACAUUGUAUUUGUUGCUAUGUAUCUGCAUUGUUUUUGUUUUUAAUAAAUGUCUUGACUUGUAUCGUGUUAGCAGUGUUGCUUGUUGUAUUGUUAGAAGACUUUCAAGACCGCAUUUGCUCAUGAGAUCUCUUUACAUUUCUAAAUAUUUGCUAUUUUGUUCUUGUCAAGUGCCUUAAUUCCAGAUUUGUAAGUAUAUGGCUAACCUAGACUGCAGCAAUUUUGCCCACAAUAUCAGCAAAUGUAAACAACCAAGAAAAAUAUUGAACAUUUCAGUUACUUUAAACCUAUCACUGCCUUAAUAUGUGGACUCUGACUGAAGCCAGCCAAACGUGUAAUAGCAGGGGAAUGCCAGUGCUAUCACAUCAAUGCAAAUAAAUGCAGUGCGUUGUUGUUUGUUUGUUUGUUUUUUUUAUAGUAAGCGUUUGGUUUUCGAUUAAUCAAUCAAUAUUCUUGUUCUCAAAACUCAACCAAGCCUGUAUUGGACAGUUACUUUAAACCUAUCACUGCCUUAAUAUGUGGACUCUGACUGAAGCCAGCCAAACGUGUAAUAGCAGGGGAAUGCCAGUGCUAUCACAUCAAUGCAAAUAAAUGCAGUGCGUUGUUGUUUGUUUGUUUGUUUUUUUAUAGUAAGCGUUUGGUUUUCGAUUAAUCAUUCAGUAUUCUUGUUCUCAGAACUCAUUGCCUGUCAGAAAGGACAAACCAACUCGCUGCCUCCUUAUGAAAUAUUCUUCUGUUUUGGGGAGGAAUGGCCAGACCAAAAACCCAAGGAGAAGAAACUUAUUACUGUGCAGGUAAGUACAUGUACAUAUUACAGCAGUGUGUUCCAGGUUACUGGCAUGCCAUGGUUCAGCCAUUAUAGUGUGUAGUUUUCUUUGUACUAACUUAUUAAGUCUGCAUUCCACCUCCAAUCUUAAAGGGACACUAUAGGCACCCAUACCACUUCAGCUCAUUGAAGUGGUCUGGGUGCAAUGUAAAACUUUGCAGUACUAGAGAAACUGCAAUGAUUACCUUGCAGGACUAGGACUGUCUCUAGUGGCACUUCUUGCUUGCUAGGCAACUUUUGGUCCCCUAACUGAAGACAUCCAGCAUCUGUUAAAUCCUCACAGGAAAGCAUUGCAGCAAUGCUUUCCUAUGGGGAGGGCCUAAUAUGCUUGCGCAUCGGGUGACAUCAGAGGAUGCGGAGCACCAACCCAGCACCGAGGGAAAUCACUGGAAUUAGAUGAGUACAGAAAGGAUUUUUUAAUCCUUUGUAAGCUGGGGGAGUGUGAGGUGGGGGGGCAGGCCAGAGAGAGAUGAUUUGUAUUCCAUACACUAUAGUAUCCCUUUAAGGUUGCAAUGUAAUUUAUUUGUUUUUUUUUGUCACCAAGCGCAAGCCCAGCAUUUUCCAAUUUAGAAAUAUUAUUUCGUAUUACCCCUAAUCUUAAAGCAUACAUUUACUUUGUAAGUAUCCCUUAGAGUUAUUGUUAUGUAAAUGCUGCAUAAGAACCUCUAUUUAAGAAUGACGAAAUGUGGAUUUAUAUACAUUAAAAAUGCUUGACAACUGUCAAAGUGCCCCUGUUUUGGCACAUCCUGAAAUAAUUCAAUUAGAUUUACAGCACAUUUUUUUUGUUUUAUUCCCACUGUGGAUCUUGUCCUCCUUCUGUACAUCUCCGACCACACUUUCUACCUUUAUAUGGCAUUAAAUCUAUUGGUCCUGUUUUAAUUAUAGGUAAUCCCUGUGGCAGCUCGUCUACUCUCUGAAAUCUUCACAGGAGAGUCUUCGUGGUCAGCUGAUAGUAUUAAACUCCAGAUUUCCCAUCCAGAUCUGAAAGAUAAAAUGGUGGAACAAUUUAAGGAGCUCCACCAGUUGUGGCAGAGCCAGCAAGCCCAAGCCAUGGCCACAGAUGUCGGAACAUCCAAUUCAGGGGGAGAUGUGGGCCCUUGGCCUAUGCAUACCGGUAAUAUGCAAUAGCAAGACCCAUUUCACAGCAUACACUCUGUUUAGGUGAUGCCUGCGGUCUUCAAAGUAUCUUGGGAAAAGUCUUGAUUAUAUCGAAAUAACUUCGGAGAAAUCUGUUACCAAACAUACUUCUUAUUUUAUGAUGUUUCCCAUAAACCUUAUUCCUUUUCUCAGAACUGCUAAAAGUUUAUACUUUGUACUUUCCACAGUCAUUUUGGAAUCUAUAAUUGUAUAGUUUUAUUGACUUUCUGAUUUUUUUAUUUUUUUUUUUAAUUCUUUCCUCCUUUUUUUUAUUUUAAAAGAAUGAUAUAGCUAUAACAACUACUCACAACUAUUUGUUGAUGAUCGUUAAAAGGGACAUCUGACGUUAAUUCCUAGACGUUUGCUUUAUUAUAUAUGUAGUAUUUUCCUUCAUUCAGAAUGAUGCUAAUUAACUUUUCUGCUGUUGACUUUGCAGAUUUUUCCUUACAGCAGAUACAACAUAAAUUUCCUGUAGCUACACUGUGACUUUCACGUAUUAUGACUAUUUGUCAUGCACAUAGACAAUACAAAUCAGUUAGACAAGGCUCUGGUUGUAUUAAAGGUUCCUCUUUGGUUGAAAUGCAUUUGUUAUUUUAAAGAAAUUAAUGCACGCGCUACUUCUGUUUUAUGCUUGCCAUUGCAUGCUUCAAAAGAGAAUAUUUUGGUUGUAUUUUUUUAAAUAAGUGGAAAUUCCUGCUUCAGGUUCUUUUGUUUAUAUUUGCACAAAAAGAUAGUUUGUUUCUUUGCACAAAUGUACAUAAAUCACUGGUUUCCCUCAUAAAUCAUUUUAUAUGUUUAAAAAUAAAAAUAAUAGUAAUAAAAUUCACCCACAGCAUGUGCACAAAUAAAAUAGCUAAGUGAAUACAACCAUUUUCAGGUCACGGUCUUAUAGAAUUAGUGCUGCUAACAUUUUGGCAGCCAAUCAGAAUUUGUAUCAGAGGAUAUAUUCAAUAUAUCAGAACUAGAAAACCUUUAAGUUAAGAAUAAGCAGCUACCUUAAAAUAAUCUGUGUUCUUGUUCUAUUACUAGGCAAGAGCCAUAACAUGUUGUAGGCUUUAUAUUUUAUCUAUAAAAUGCUAUUGAAAUACACAAGGUUGGGUUAGUUACAGUUGUAUGUUGUACAAUGUUCAUCAUUUGAUAAUACUAUUGGUAUACAUGUAUCACCAACAGGUUUGUGAUAACACAAGACGGUAAACACUGCACAUUAUGGGUAGUCCAUGCAUAGUACAGGUGGUGGAUAUAGUUCAAUUAUUAAUGUGUGACUCCCCCGCCAAAUAAAUAAAGGGAAACCAGUAAAUCAUUAGCAUCCAAUUUUACUAUGUAGCCCAAGCCUUGCCAUACUUGGCCUUCUUGUCUAGUCCAGUAAUCUCCAAACCAGGUCUCAUGUACCUUCAACAGUUCAGGACUUAGCAUAUCCCAAUUCUGAUCCACAAAAGGUACUAAUAAAGCCUAGAUGAGGUGUAGGCAACCUUCGGCAUUUCAGAUGCUCUGGACUGCAGCUUACAUUAUGCUUAUUCCCUGCACUUUGGUGUUUAGCAAGUAAAUGCCAACUAGAUCAAUCCCAAAAAAUGUUUUACAUAAAGUCUUUAGAUACAUUUAUACGUAAGCUCAGACUGAACUAUAAGUACAACUAACAACAUAUCUGAUAGAAAGUAGAUUUGCACCAACUGUAGUCCUGUAACAAAUAGGUAGCUACAUGUACACAUUCAGCUUCCCCUAAAGCAUAAACUUAGAAAAUAGAUAAAUAGGAUAACCAUUAUUAUCAUCUUAAGGACAGGAAUGCUUCACCUUUUAUUACCCACCAUGGGAAACAGAAUUGUACAUAUUAAGUUCCUGCAUUAAGUAUUGAUGAUAAGGAAAACUAGUUUUUCUGUCUAGGUACACUUACAUGGCUUUCCAAGCCGCACGCAGUUGCAGUUUAUUUUUGUAGCUUUAUUAGCCUUAGUUGUACAUUUGUUUUAUUUUUAAUAUGUGCACAGAAAAAAAAAUGUAAAAGGGAAUGUUCUUAUCAGAGUUAUGUAUUAUAAGAGUUAUAUAUAAAUGCAAGCGUAUGUAAUUACAUUUUCAGUUUUUAUAGAUGUCUGUAUUUUGAAUUGUUUUGUUAUUAAAAAAUAAAGUUCCCUA
Molecule: messenger RNA, 57318 nt
Organism: Pelobates cultripes (western spadefoot toad)
Lineage: Eukaryota; Metazoa; Chordata; Amphibia; Anura; Pelobatidae
Source: the annotation of a GenBank genome assembly